Messenger RNA from Podarcis lilfordi (Lilford's wall lizard), 66232 nucleotides. Lineage: Eukaryota; Metazoa; Chordata; Lepidosauria; Squamata; Lacertidae. The record is from the annotation of a GenBank genome assembly.
AUGCAGAGGCUGCCCUUGUGCAGCUGCAUCGUCAUCCUGUGGUGCCUCUUUGAGCAGAGCAUUGGCAUCACCAGAAGAUAUUACAUCGGAGCAGUGGAGACAGACUGGGACUAUGUGCCUGGCAGCCAGAAGGGGUAAAGAUAGUCCAUUUGUCAUCCGUAGUUGCUUCCCUGUUUCUCUAUGUUUAUAUGCUGUGGUGAUGUUGGCUAUGUAUGUACCAUACCUUCAGAGCAUGUUCAACACCCCCCCACCCCACCCCAUAUGCACAAAAAAAGAAUCCUGGGAACUGACCUUUCCCAGAACUACAAUUCUCAAUGCCCUUAAACUACAGUUCCCAGGAUUCUGUGGGUGCUUUGAAUGUCUUUUAAAGGUAUGGUGUUAUCUAGCUAUUGCAAAGGGAUUUUAGACUCUGGGCUUAGUGGCCUUACUGUGCAGUGCAGAGCUUUCCACAUUUUGCAUGUUGGUGACACACUUUUUGGAUGUGCAUCAUUUCGCGACACAAUAGUUCAGUUUUACUAGCAAACCGGAGGUUAAACUAACCCCUUUCCAUUCCUGGGAGGAGCAUGAGGAGCGUUCGCAUGACACCAUUACACACUGCAGCCAACACACAAGCAUGUCGCGACACACAGGUUGGAAAGCUCUGGUGUAGGUGCUCUUUAGAUGGCAAUGUCUGUCCCCUUCAAAAUGUGAGAAGCCAUCCCUGCUGCAUGGAGGGUGUGUGUGCUUUUGUUCAUUCAGCUGCAUGGGACCCUGGACCUCUGCCCCAGAGCUCUGCUCUGAUGGCACCAACAGGGUAGAUGUGCAGGGUCUCUGUCUGUAUCUUAAGUUUGCCAGCUCAGUUUUCCUAUGAUUCCGCUAGUAGCAUUUUGCUGGCCUGACAAGUGAAGCCUCAUUCUGGCAGGCAGUCCCUGGCAUCACUCGUUAAAACGGUCAAGCGGAACCUGUGGUCUUCCAGGUGUUGCUGGAUUCCAGUUCCCGCCAUUUCAGCCUGUCAGGUAUUAAUUUUUAGCCUUGGGUUGCCACAUUUCUUAAGUGGCUUGGCCUUUAAGUGACCUUUAAGAGCAGCUUAACACACAUAAUGUUAGCAGGUGGAGUCCUCCCCCCAUUAUUUUCCCCCAUGCAAUGAAAGGUUGCAUGCAAUGUCUGUUUGUCAGGAUGCUGUUCAAAGUACAGGAGUGGUGUCAGCAAAAAUUUUUUGGCAAUCCUGUGAAUCCUGUAAGGUAGUUCAAGCAGUACCUUUGAGGACUAAUGGUAUAUGCAAGACUGGCUGGGGGGCAGACUGGGCACGGGGGCGGGGGGAAUUUGAAGAAGAACUAAACUGGAUAAUCAAAGGGUUCAUCUCUGGAACCCAUAAGUUGGGGAAUGUAUAUAUUGUAUUACAUUGGACGCUUGGGUUGAGAACGUGAUCUGUGCAGGAGGCACAUUCGUAACCUGCAGCGUUUGCAACCCGCAGCGCCGUGUCUGCGCACGUGUGGGUCGCGAUUCAGCGCUUCUGCACAUGCACAAGUGCCGAAACCUGGAAGUAACCCAUUCCGGUACUUCCGGUUUUGGCGCGGUGCACAACCCAAAAACGCACAACCUGAAGCAUCUGUAACCUGAGGCAUGACUGUAUUACAUUGUGAUGAGAAUUCAGCACCGUGAGAAUCUUAGUUUUCUUUUUAAAAAAAGAAAAAGAAGAAAGUUUCUAGCUCUCACAGGUGUGGAGAUAAGCAGGGAAGUGUGAGAGCAACACUGGGCGAAGCUGGGGAGAAGAAAAGUAGGAUCUCUGGUGCUCACAAUUACCAGUAAAAGAAAUGACAGAAAAGAAGCAAACAUAUACAAAUUUGAUUCUAUUUGCAUAAUUUAUGGGAUUAUCAUCCCAUUAAAGAAAUGCAUCCUAUACAUGUCUACUCAGAAGAGUUCAGUGGGACUACUCAGUGUGUUCAAUGGGACUUUCUUGUAGGUACGGUAAGUGAGUGAGUAUAACUUCACUUACCUAGAAAUAGGUUCAAUUCAACAGGACUUGCUUCUCAGUAGAAAUGGUUAGGUGUGUACUGUUAGUCAAGCAACUAAGUAGGUUUCAGACUGCUUAUUUUAUACCAAAACAAUAGUUUUGAAGAGAGAGAAAAACAUACUUGGGCGGUGCUUGUACCAUUGCAGUAGGCAUGGUCAGAAUAAAGCAUUUCCUCCUCCGAAAUGAAAAUGAAGGGACAAUGCCUCUUCUAAGGUGACACCCAAUAUCUGAAAUUUAGUUAAUUUAUAUCCCACCUUUCCUCCGUGAAGCACAAAGUGGCAUAUAAGGUUCUCCUGCCUCCCCAUUAUUUUCCUCACAACAACCCUGUGAGGUAGGUUCAGCUGAGGCAAAGUAACUAGUUCAAAGUCACCCAGUGAGCUUCAUGGCUAAAUGGGGUUUUGAAUCCUGGUCUCCCAGGUCCUAGCCCAACACUCUAAUUAUUACACCACACUGGCUUUUUAAACUUUAUAAACAUACUCAUUUCUUACAUUCAGUAAGUCUGCAGCUUGUGCGCAUUUAACUUGUGUGCAUUAAGCUUAACAAUUAAAAAAAGGAAUGGGGUCGGAAAGGGGCAGGAUUCUGGAAAAAAAUACCUUGGCAAUCCCACCCACUGUUGAACCCUAUGGGCUUUGUCUAUGGUGGAAUCUACACACAUAUUAAAAAUGCUGUGAAAAUGCCUUCUUUAAAAAAGUUUUGAAAAAUACAUUGAAUUUUGCAUAGUUCCCUGUCAUCCUCUAGUGUCACAUUUUUAUAUUGCACUUUACAACACGUUUUAAAAAUGUAUUUGCAGCUGUACAGCUGAGUCCUAUGUGUGAUUUUGUCUUUAGGUGUGAUCCUAAGAACAUAACCCAGCUUAAGUUGUAACCCAGCCUACUGUAUUCAUGUUUAAAAACCACAGUGACAUUAAAAUGAACAGUAUGGUUAAUUGGGGGUGCCUGUACCAUAGUCUGGAAGCGCUUUGAUUCAUACAGGUCUCAGAAUGUUGCUGUUUUUGGCACAAAACAUAGACAUAUAUUUAUUUAACACAUUUUGUGCUACUGGAAAGGCUUUCAGAGGCUUAUACAGAUCAGUAGUAAGAAAAUCCAUGCCCUCAGGCUUACUGUCUUGGCUCUUAUCCCAAAUGCUACCACAGAGACUCUUAAGUGUGAAUAAGAAAGACAGCUUGCAACAUUACAGAUAAGCCUAUAGGCAGAGAUUUCCUAAGGCAUGACUAGAGAGUUCAGAAACAGCAUCAGGUGUCAGAGAUGGGAUGUGAGCAAGGCCAGCCCACCCAUUAAGGAAGGUGAGUUGACCGCCUCAGGUGGCAGAAUCCGCAGGGGCAGCAGAUCCUGAUGUCACCCUUUCUUCCCUGGUGGGGAGGUGGUGCCAUUUUGUGUCUCUCGUCAGGUGCUUAAAUGUAUCAAGAGCUUCUAAGAUAUCUCGACAAACAAUCACAACACUCCCGGCAUUAAAAAGACGAGACGUGGCUUGUUUACUCGUGGGACUCUUUCUUACUGCAAGUCUGAUGCAUCUGGAGGCUCACGUUUCUCUGAGAGGUGUGGGCCUGUUCCCAGUAGCUGAGGUGGUAUUGGGUUCUCAGCAAUGAGAUGGAGUUCAGAGAGCCAGUGUGACUGCCUCUCCAUCCCCAACCUCUAAAGGCAAAAUAACAGGGUCUCUGUCAUCCCUCUUGGGCUACUCCUUCCAUAUCCUACUAUUCUUCCGCAUCUUGCAGCAGCUACUGCCUCAGUUCUGAAACUGGCAGGGCCACAGGACUCAUGACACAAUAUUCAUUUAAAGCACAUGACUUCCCCCAAAGAAUCCUGGGAACUGUAGUGCUGUCCUGGGGGACUAAAGGUGCUGGAAAUUGUCACUCAGUGAUGCAUAAGCUACAGUUCCCCAGGAUUCUUUGGGAGCAGUCAUGUGCUUUAAAUGCAAUUCAAAUAUAUGGAGUGUAUGGUUCCCUUUUAUCACAUACACAGCCCAAGAAGACAACAACAAGAAUCCACCAACAGCAUGUGAAUCAAUAUGGCUAACCUGAUUAAUAAGCACCCACCCACCCUACUCACACAUGAAAAUUAAGUUCACCACAGCCAAUCACAAAGAAACAACCACACCCUAGGCCAACCCCAACCUCUCUCACCACCAAAGAAACACAAGUGAAUAGUGAAGGGAACCCACGCAAGUGACACUGACACAAAACCCCACACAUACACUAAGUAGAAUAGAAGCAUUGCCACCUGACCCCACCCCACUCACCAUUCCCCCCUCCACCUCUUUCCCCCUUUUACAGUGGUACCUUGGGUUACAGACGCUUCAGGUUACAGACUCCGCUAACCCAGAAAUAGUACCUUGGGUUAAGAACUUUGCUUCAGGAUGAGAACAGAAAUCGUGCAGCGGCGGCAGCAGGAGGCCCCAUUAGCUAAAGUGGUACUUCAGGUUAAGAACAGUUUCAGGUUAAGAACAGACCUCCAGAACGAAUUAAGUUAUUAACCCGAGGUACCACUGUAUUCUGAAUGUAAUACUAAUGUCUCAACAAAUGAAACUGAUCUGUAGAAAAUGAAACUUGGGGAAAAAAGACAUUGCACAUACAGUUGUAAACCAAGAAAUCUUUAAUAAAAAUAUGUUUAUUAAAAAUACAUGACACAGAAGGAAAAGGAAUUGGGAGGGGGGCAAGGAAAAGCAAAGUCAAGGUGCUUCCAGAUAGUCACAGUUUUGUGUGAGCAGUUCAAGUGCAUGGCAGAACUUUGGAUUUGUGCAUUUUAAGUGAAGUGAAGCACUUUGUAACCCUUGCACGACAAACCCUUUGUUUUCGGGGGGGGGGGGGAACAGUCACCCUGGAAGUUCAUUUCAGUGUGGGACGAACAAAUGACUAACAGAAAGAUGUGUGAACGAUACCCUGCAAGCAAAGCAGGAUGAAUGCUCACCAUUGUAUAACUGACCCUUAAACAAAGCAGAAUACAGUACACACUCAGUAAAAGUGGGGCAUAAUUUAACCUCUGUGUAAGCUUUGUGCAAAUCAGGAUGAAUGCUUAAUACACAAGUUCUUUAAAGCUACAAUUCAUAUACAGUGGUACCUCGGGUUAAGUACUUAAUUUGUUCCGGAGGUCUGUUCUUAACCUGAAACUGUUCUUAACCUGAAGACCACUUUAGCUAAUGGGGCCUCCUGCUGCCGCCGCGCCGCCGGACCACGAUUUCUGAUCUUAUCCUGAAGCAAAGUUCUUAACCUGAAGCACUAUUUCUGGGUUAGCGGAGUCUGUAACCUGAAGCGUAUGUAACCUGAAGCAUAUGUAACCCAAGGUACCACUGUAAAGGCCAGAUGGAGUUGUGACAGACAGAUCAGAUAGACUGGUGGAAUAGCUGUCGCUAGGGAUUUUGGUAAUUUAGGGGCUGCAAAAGGCACCUGGUCUCUCAACAGGUACAAAAACAGCCCAGUUUUGUUUUUCUCUCUCUGCACUGCAGCCAGAUGGUAUAGAGUCUACGCAAGGUAUGAGGGAAGAAUUGGAUUCAGUUCACAUUUAAAGACAAGCCCACCUAAGCAAUAUGAGAACCAAAGCACAGCCAUCUUUCAAAAUUUCCCAAAUUUUCAAAACUUUUCCAAAUUUUGCAGUGCAGUUCUUCAGCCAAGCAGUGUGUAGAAAAAUGCAUAUAUUGCGGCUAAGUUCUGCAUAACAAACAUUAUUAGGAAAAAUGACAUACAAAACCGCAUUGCAUGCUUUGUGAAAAAUGAGCAUACUAGGCAAAAUUGCAAACAAAUGUGUGCAUUAGAAGAAAUGUACACUAAAAUGCUGGUGAAUUUUUGUGAGGGCUUUUAAUUUGUUUCAAACUGACGUGGAAAUGUGGAGAACUGAAGACUGGAAAAAUGAGAAAUGGAUAUGGGAGGCUUUGCUCACACUUGUUCUAUCCCUUCCCUACCACAUUGACUUGCACUGCUCAAAGGCCUCCUCAUGUGCAGCCAGGGGUGCCAACUUGAAUAAAAUAUGGGGGGGGGGUAAGCCCCACCCCACAUCAAUCACAUGUUGUGGCACACAAACAUGAUGUGGCACACAUUUGAAUGGCAAUGCUCAUCAACUUUGGAGGGACCCAGCCCCCUCAAAUACUUUAUUUGGGGGGGGGAUGAAGCCUGAAGACCCCUUGGCCCCUAGGAGUUGGCUCCUAUGUGCAUGGUACAGUUGCUCCUUGUGCUUAUGAGAAGAGGGAGGGGAAUGAACUGCUUUGUCAUUGAGCUUGAAAGUUCCAGCUCCUACUUCCUAGGCAAGGAGGGCUAGGCUGUGAUGGGAAACUUCAAUACAAUGGCAGGGCCUGUUUAUUUUGGCAUCUCAAGAGAAACUUUACAGACCAAAUGUGCCUAAUGACUCUGAGUGUUCCAGGCAAAGAAUUUGUCAUGUUAUCUCUGUGCCGUAGCUAAGAGUCCGCACCCAAAAAGCUAGGGCUGACCCCGGGAAGUAGAAAAACUCUCGAUGAAACAGCUUUGGGAUUUUUUCCUCCCUUGAUCCAAGCAUCUUUUUGGUGUUUGGUUCUGAGAAGUCUCAUCGCCUUCCCUUCUGCUUUGUCUUUUGUGUUUGGGAUGCUGAUGGCAUCACAGCUGAACCAAGAUCAUUUGUAGAUUUUCAAGUAAGGCAGUUUUCCCUGAAGGGCUGGACUCUCAGUUUGGUUAGAGCUCUGCUUUGGUGGGAGCAGCACUGUUUGUACCAUGCAAAAUUAGACUUGAUAUCCACAGUUCCACUUGCUUGUUUUCCCAGUUGCUCCUAAAUUCCGGAUUUCCUUGGCCAGUCUGAGUCACCCCAAAGGAAUAUGGUCAGCGACCUUUCUGGCCUGCCAAGUCCAUUCUCCGCAGGUCAACACUUCUUGUCCUCUAAUGGAUGCUCAGUGUGAGCCUCCAAACAUUGCAGAUAACACUGGUGAUAAGACAGUAAUAACAGGGUUUCAUUAUCUGUUUCCCUUAUAAUGCGACUCUUUUUUUCCUUACAUAAACAUGUUGGCUCUGUGGGAAAGCAUAUGCCAAUGAUGAACCUUUUCCAUCAACAGAGAAACUUUAAAAAUUUAAAAAAGUAAUUGGACAAAGAUACUUGCAUAGAUGUUGUUGUCUUUGACUUCAAAGACAACAAAGCACAGCCACAACCAGUAAGGAAGGAGGGAAAAUCUGAUUAAGUUUGCAUCUAAAGGUGAAUAUGCCUAAUUCACACGUUCUAAAGCAAUAUGCAUUUUUAAAAAUAAAAUGAUGUACUGUUGGUACAGUGGUGCUUUGGUUCUCAAACUUAAUCUGUUCUGGAAGUCCGUUCCAAAAACAAAGCGUUCCAAAACCAAGGCAUGCUUUCCCAUAGAAAGCAAUGCAAAACGGAUUUAUCUGUUCCAGACUUUUAAAAACAACCCUUAAAACAGCAAUUUAGCAUGAAUUUUACUAUCUAACAAGACCCUUGAUCCAUAAAAUGAAAGCAAUAAACAAUGUACUGUACUAUAAAAUAAAUAAGACAGCAUUGUAGAUGAUAAAAUUUAAAAUUAUUAUUUUUUCUUAUCUGCACUUAUGAUAGUCAUUGUUUGGAUGGGGGGCUUUUAUCCAUUUCCACAGCCACACAAUCAAUCAAUCAAUCAAUCAAUCAAUAGCUGAACUGGGUUUCACACAGUCACAAAAACAAAUUAACUGAAAAAGCCUCAAAAACACAAAAUAAAAAGCAAAAACAAAAGCACCAAACAAUCUGUUCUGGAAGUCCGUUUGACUUCCAAAAUGUUUGAAAACUUCUGAUUGGUGGAGGCACCCUGGAAACAAUAGCCAACAGCUGCAUUAGACGUUAAACUUCCAAAAAACGUUCAAAAACCGGAACACUUUUCGGCGUUUGGGAAUCAAGGCGUUUGAGAACCAAGGUACCACUGUAUUAAACUCCUGAGAAGCUAUUUAGAAUGCAAAAAUAUCCAAAAUACUUGUUGGAAAUGUAAGGCACAUGAAGGGACAUUUUACCAUGCUUAGUGGACAUAUAAAAAAGAAGCAGAAAAAUGGAUACAAAUAUAUUUUGAUAUGGAGAAUUUUGAAGAUGAACUUUCAACUGAAACCAGAAUUCUUCCUGCUGGGACUUAUGGAUAUACAGUUAGAAAAUGACUAUGAAAUUUUGUUCCAAUAUAUAAUUACAGCAGCAAUACUUUUAUAAGCACAAAUAUAGAAAAACUCACUGUUACCAACAGUGGAGGAAUGGUUACAGUGGUACCUCAGGCUAAGUACUUAAUUUGUUCCGGAGGUCCGUACUUAACCUGAAACUGUUCUUAACCUGUAGCACCACUUUAGCUAAUGGGGCCUUCUGCUGCCGCGCCACUGGAGCACAAUUUCUGUUCUCAUCCUGAAGCAAAGUUCUUAACCUGAAGCACUAUUUCUGAGUUAGCGGAGUCUGUAACCUGAAGCGUAUGUAACCCGAAGUACCACUGUAUUAUAAUUAUUAGACUUAAUGAAAUUGAUGUGCUGAAUCAGAGAACAGUCACUGUUAACAUUUACAAAAGAUUGAAAAUCUCUCUUAGACAUUUUGUGUGAAAAAGAUAAAGAAAUAAUGACAUUUGGCUUUGAAAGCUAAAUAUAAUGUUGGUUUAUAGAGAGUAGUUGUGCUGUGUGCUAUAUUGGAGUAGAUGACUUGAAUAAUGUUUUUCAAUAGCUGACAAAUGAAGAAUAAGAAGUUCUUUAGUUUCUUAUUUCUCUCUCUUUUAAUUCUAUAUUUCUCUCUCUCUUUCUGUCUCUCUCUUCUCCCUUAUUUUUCUCUGGAUUUAAUUUUAGUUGGGAUAAAUAAUGAUAUUUGUAUCUCUUUAUAAAAUCUAAUAACAUUUAUUUAAACAAAAACAAAACAAUAUGCAAUCCAAACACAUUUUGAAAUGUAAUUUCCUAACCUAGUAAUGUGCACAUUACACAUACACCCAACACACAUACGAGGGUAAAGUGUGCAUAUAUAUUAGUAGGAAAUGACAUACAAAAAUGUAUUAGGUAAUUUUAUUUUAUUUUUACACAAAAGUAUAUAUUAGGCCAAAUUGCAUACAGUAUUGUGUGCUUUAGGAUAAAUUCACACUAAAAUGAAAUAUAUGUUAAUGAGGCUUUUUAAAAAAGCAAACUGAUGUGGAAAUGUGGAGCACUGAAUUUAAGAUUAGAAAAAUAAGAUCAGGUUUCAAAUGCCCACUAAACCAUGUGCGGUGAACCCCCUCUUAACUACUGGCUAAUUUUUGCUUUUUUUGAGAAGAAAACUCUGGAGACUUAGGGAAGUUAAAUAGGAAAAAAAUAAUUUAUUUAAUAGAACAAAGUUGGUAAAACAAAAGACGUGUCAGGAGAUAGAAUACUUUCAGAAAACAGUAAACUAUAAAAAUGGUGAAUUCACUUGAUGUUACAGGUGCCUAAACAAGGUGGUAAAUGCACAGCUUAUUUUCAGUUACUUCACUUCAGUCCAUUAAACUUAAUUGCAUAGUUGUUACCGCUUAAUACUUUGGUUCUUAAACAAGGUGGUACUUUCUGUCAGUUUCCCAGCCUUCUAUAAAUGAGGCUCAUGAGGCUCCCCUAGUAGUAUUACAGAGCCAGGGGGUCACCACAUUCCUCCAACUGGUUUGGGAUGAUUUUCUUUCCAGAAGAUCACUUCCCUUCUGGCUGAAAUGAGACCCAAGUAGGGUUUUCUCUUGUCUGUAUACUUUUACAAAGACACUAAUCACUGUCUUUCAAACUAAGCUCAGAGACUUCCUUCUCUGGCUACAGAUAUUUUCCUCAGAGUGGAUUUUGCGCAUACACUCUGCUGAACACCAGCUGAACACCAGAACUAAAACUUUCAACUCUUUUCUCUUUUCCCCUCCCAAUUUGCUGUCUCCACCCUCUACUCUGGCUAGCUGUACGUGCAGCCAAUCGGAGUGAAACUAAAGCUCAGCGCAUUGGCGCACUGUAUCACCAAACUCUAGUUUUUUGCCACAUGUCCCACCCUUCAAGAUCACUGCAAAAUGGGAGGUUAUCUCAAACCUCUCCUGAGCAAUGGGUGAGCAUACAGGUACCAUACCAUUUCGCACAUUUUCAAAAUUACAGUUAUUUCAAAAAUCACACAUUACAAUAUCAGUUUCCAUUAUUAACACCAGCAAUUCAAGGCAAAUCUCCGUGUUCUUGUCAUUUACCCUUGGUCCACACAAAAUCCGACUGUGCUGUCCAGGUUCAGUUGCUCUCCUAUCCACUCCCCCCCCCCCAGCGCAAACACGUCUACCCCAGGUGCCAACAACCUCAGCUUCGCUGCUGACCCCAGAAUCAGGACCACAGCUUGCCUGAAUUUGGGAAGGACAAAAGGGUUCUAGGAGCCUGUCAAGAGUCCUGGAGCUUCCUUUCCAGAAGCAGAUGCCUCGCUUAGAUGCAGCAUGGGAUUGAGAGCGGUGCUGGCUGUUUCUCUGCACAUGGUGCCAGAGCUGAUGUGGUGCAAAAUUGAUAAGAUUCAUUUGGGUGCGCCAAAUUGUUCUCACAGAGGAGUCCAUUUUGUGAAAGAUUACAGUGUGUGUCCAUGUCGUCUGGCUUCAGGAGGGUGGAGAGAAGAAGGCUCUGGGAUGAUGCCAGAGCCCUAGCACUGCCUUCCCCGGAACCUAGUAAGUGCUUGCCUAUCUUUGGAAAAGAGGGAAGACUAGAGCCCUGGAUCUUCCUUCCCAGACUAGAUCCGUAACUGAGAAGAUCCAUUUGUGAGUGACAAAUCAUUGGCCUCAAAUGAUUUCCAAAGUCCAUCCAUAUUAGCUGUCUUGCGCAGGAAUGAAUAAAUGGAGAAUGGCUUUCCUUCACUCUGCAUUUAUUUAUUUACUUCCCUGUGCCGCAAAGCUGCUGCUUAUCCCAUGGAAAAAAAGACUGAUUAUUUACUUCUGAAUUAAAAAUAAUAAUAAACAUUGCCCAGUUAUUUAAACCUUGUUCCUCCCUUUUCCCCUUCUGCGUUUCUGUGUACGCAUUUGUGUGUCUGUGUCUUCCACGUGUCUAAUAGGGAACAUUCUCUUUCAUUUGAUAUCUAUGCUACUAAUUACGUCUACAGCUUGAAUUUUAGAGAACGUGUGCUAAUUAAAAAUAAAAAAAUCUGUACUUUAAAAUAAGAGUGGUAAUAAUAUGUUACAGGUAAGUAAAUAUUUAUAAGUUCAGGACCUCUAAGUGAUAGCAGUUGCCUGGACAUUACCCCGACCGCCCAUAGACAGUUGCAUCCUUAUUUCAGACAUCGUGCUACAUUGCGGUGUUUAUAUCACGAUGUCGAGGUGGCUCAAAAUCGGACUUUGCACAGGGCGCCAUUUUGUAAACAAUUUCCAAGUGUCGUCCAUUUUGUGUGCCUUUGGAGAGGGCGGUGCAAGUUCCUUGAAAUGAUGCCAGAUCCUGGAACUGCCUUCCCCAAGCCGGAAGCCUAGUAAGUGCUUGCCCAUCUUUGGAAAGGAGGGACGGACUCUAAAACCUUGCCUAGAGCGUGCGCAGUUUUCAUGCACACACACCCGCAGCCGAAAAAACCUCACAUGAUUGCAUCUUUGAACAAGUGUCUCUAUGCCUGUCUCUGUGCUGGGAAAGCAGUGCUUGGCACUGUAAGCUUUUUCUGCCUCACCUCACAUGUUUCUGACCAAUCCUGCCUACAGCCAGCAAACUGCCCCCCCCCCCCCCCCGCUUAGAAACCCCCCUGGGGUUAUUUACUUCUGAGUUGAAGAUAAUAAAUAUUGCCUUGUUGUUUAAGACUCUUUCUUCCCUGUGUCUCCCUUGUAUCUAUUAGGGACCAUUCUCACACCUUUCCGUUGAUAUCUAUGUUACUGAUUACUUCUGCCGUUUUAAUGUUAGAGAAGGGGUUUAAUUUUAAAAUGAUCUCUACUAUAAAAUAACAGUGGUAACAAUAUGUUAAAGGCAAGUAAACAUAAGUUUCAGACCUCUAAGUAGUAGCCGUUGUCAGGACAUAACCCGUUUGCCUCUACAUAAUUCCAUCCUUAUUUCAGACAUGGUUCUAUAUUGGUAUAUCACGAUGUUUAGCUGGUGACAAAUCACGAUCUUGAUAACCAGAAAUUGUCCAGCCCUGUUGCCGCCCCUUUCCUUUCUGACCUAUGUUUAUUUAGGAUGCUUAUUUCAGUCUGCCAGCUCCCAUGAGCGCAGAAUCUCAUUUAUGAUAUAAUAAAUUGUAUGCAGCACCUGGUUUUUUUUGCUUCUUGAGGUACUUAACGCUGUUUCACGUCCAUUAGUACUAUUCUCAUUUUUAUGUAGAGCCAUGGUAUUUAAUUCAUCCAAAAGUCUGAGGUGGUGCAAAAUUGAGAAAAUCCACCUGGGGGCGCCAAGUUGUCUCAUAUAGGGCACCAUUUUGUAAACAAUUUCAAAGUGCCGUCCAUUUUGUGUGCCUUUGGAGAGGGCAGAGCGAAGGCUCGGGUGCUGUCAGAGCCCUGGCACCACCUUCCCCAAGCCGGAAACCUAGUACUGCUUGCCCGUCUUUCGGAAGAAGUGAAGGGCUCUAGGACCCUGUUGCCAGAGCCAGAGUUCUGGCAGUUCUCCUGCACAGUGCCCCUAAUAUUGAAGAUCCAUUUGGGGACGACGGAAACCUUAUAUGAUUGCAACUUUGUGCAGGUGUCUCUGUGCCAGGAAUAAAUAAAAGGAGAGUUGGUUACCUCCACUCUUCAUUUAUUUAUUACUUAAGCCCUUUCUGCCUUGCCUCCCCAAACAUGGGCAUAGCCUGGGGGGGCAGUUCUCCCCAUCAAGUAAAUCAAUAAAAAUACUUAACUGAGGUUCUGCCCCCUCCCAACGUGAAGCCUGCUGCCCCAACAUAAAUCCUGACUACACCUAUGUCUCCAAAGCCCCAAUUUUUUCUGCCCCGCCCUGUUCUCAGCCAGCCCCCUUAGAAGCUGCCCUGGGCUUCUAAGUUAAAAAUUACAAUAAUAAACCUUGGAGCGUUAUUUAAGAUGUGUUCCUUCCUUGUCCCCUUCUGUGUGCAUGUGUGCAGUUCUGUAUCUGUGUCUCCCACUUGUCUAUUAGGUAUCAUUCUCUCACCUUUCCUUUGAUAUCUAUGCUACUAAUUAUUUCUGCAGCUUGAAUUUUAGAGGAAGUGUGCUAAUUUAAAAAAUGAUCUGUACUCUAAUAAAUAACACUUUCAGACUUCUAAGCAGUAGCAGUUGCCCGGACAUUACCCCAUUCACCUCUACAUAGUUCUAUCCUUAUUUCAGACAUCACGCUAUAUAUUGCGGUGUUGACAUAUCACGAUGCCCAAAAUCGGACUUUGCACAGGGCGCCAUUUUGUAAACAAUUUCCAAGUGCCGUCCAUUUUGUGUGCCUUUGGAGGGGGCGGUGCAAGUUCCUUGAAAUGAUGCCAGAUCCUGGAACUGCCUUCUCCAAGCCGGAAGCCUAGUAAGUGCUUGCCCAUCUUUGGAAAGGAGGGACGGGCCCUGGCUCUUCCUUCCCAGAGCCUGCAGUUUUCCUGCACAGCAUGGAUAUUUAGCAAGUGAAAUAUCCGGACAUCUCCCAGCUCUACGUUUAUGUAGGGUGGCCACUUCAUUCUGUCAACCUCCAUGCCUUUUCAAGGAGCAGGACCUCAUUUAUGAGCCUCAUUGCAUGUAUGACCCACUUUUCUUGGGGUGUGUGGUAUUCUUCCUGGCGUACUUAAUGCUGUUUCUAGUCCAUUAUUGCGAUUCUCAUUGUUACACAGAGCUGUGUUAUUACAGUCACUCAGAAACCCUAAAUGCGCCUCUAGCGGUUGGAACCCUGGGGGGGGACCCAUAAUGCCUGUAAACCCCCCCAACUGGUUCCCCAGCAAGAUAGAGGUCUGCGUACCCCACUUUGGGAAGGCAGGUGAGGGUUCCAGCAGCGUCCCAAAGCCCUCUGCACCCCUUUCCCAAAGCCCCAUAAAUGUUUGUCCAGCUUUGGGAUGGACAGAAAGGGCUCUAGGACCCUGCAGAGCCAUGGAGUUUCCUUCCUAGAGGCAGGCGCCUUGCUUAGCUGCAGUGCAGGAUCUGGCAGUUUUCCUGCACAGGGCACCCGAGCUGAGGUAGUAUGAAAUGAAAAGAUUCAUAAUUGAGAAGAUCCACUUGGAGAUGCCAAAUAUUGGCCUCGCACAGGUUUAUGCCAUUUUAUGAAAGAUUACAAAGUCUGCCCAUUUUGUCUAGCUUUGAGAGGGCGGAGCUAGGGCUCUGGGAGUCCUGGCACCACCUUCCCAAAGCUGGUAAGUGCUUUCCCAUCAUUGGGAAGGAGGGAAGGGCUCUAGGACCUGCCAGAGCCCUGGAUCUUCCUUCCCAGAUCCAGAGCAGUGCCUGCAGUUUAGCAUGCCAGCAGUUUUCUUGCACAGGGCACCAAGCCUGGGGUGGCAGAAAAUCGAGAAGAUCCGUUUGGGGGCAGAGACCCGGAAUUUCCUUAUAGAGCUGGAGCAGCGUGCGGAGCAGAGAUGGCACAAAAUUGAGAAGAUCCACUUGAGGAGAGUCCCAUACUUCCUGCCAGAGCGAUGCCUGCAGUUUUCCUGCACAUGGCGCCAAGCCUGAAGUACCCCAAAACUGAGAAGAUCAAUUUUGGGGUAACAAAUACUGGAAGCCUAGUAAGUGGUUGCCCAGAUUUGGGAUGGAGGGAAGGACCUGCAAGCUGAUAUGCUGCACAAGACUUACUGAAGGCUCUGAUGUCCUUUCCCUAUUUUUCUUUAUUCCAAGAGGUCCAGACAUUGGUGUCUCAUGGGCUAGCUGGUGUAUUUGCAGCCUGUACUUUCUGGGAAUCACUAACUAUUUUCUUGUUUCCUAGAGGGCAGUACACUUCCUCUUCCUAGACACCCGGUACAAUCUCUGUUCAAUAAUUUCAAGUAUGCAGGGAGCCUCCACAGUUACUUUGUUCCUCCUGGAGUGGGUGGCUGGGUGGGAAAUGGAAGCAGUACGCAUGCACAUUCAGUUGCCAAAGGCGUCCAUGUCACCUAGGAGAUUGCAGCCACAGAGAUAAGAAAAAUUUGUUGCCUGGUGAAGUCACUUCCUGGUUUGCAUGGCAAAGCUGGGGUUUUUUCAACAGAGCCCAGGGGCAGAAGCACACAGCUUUAUUGAGGGAGCACCCAGUGUUGCAGUUUUGCACUCUCUAACAGUUUUACGCCUGCACUGCUGCUAGGAAUUCCAUAUAAUCCCUGUUUAUAUAUUUUUAAACUCUCUAGAUCUGUAAAACAUUGGCUGGUUUCUCAGGCUGGCUUAGCUCUGAGCAGAGUUUGUGGGCUGAUUUGUGACAGGCUCUGCCUUUCUAAUAAACUCAACAUUUUUGACAGAAGUUGAUAUUUUAGCUUUCUCUAAUUUUGCACAGUGAUUUCUUGUGUGUCUCUUUUCCUGGCAAUGAAAACAAAUUAACUUUCCCAUUUUAUUUUGUUUGGUUUUUGGUGUCUCAAACCUUUCUUUUCCUGAAGGUUCAUGAGAAUAACAACUCUCCCAUGUUCCCUUUUAUCUCGUCCAGGAAAUCUGCUGCUUCCAUCACUGUUUGCAGCUUUUUAUCCCUCAAAAACCAAAUAAAGUUUGAGGGAACAUGUUUAAAGAACUGCUUCAGUUAUUCAAAUGUCUGAACUGUACAUCCCUCAACCCAUCUAUUUAAGGCUCUAUCUAGGAGGCAACCUAACUGGGCGUACAUUUCACCAGUUUCCUUUUAAUAUCUCUAAUUGUUUUUCUGCUCUGUUCAACAAUGAGCCCAAAUCAUAUCCUCACUCUUUCCUUAAAGAGUAAACAAUCUGAGGUUUCUUUAUUUCUCAUCUCUGAGUAAACCUCACUAAGACUGCCACAUAUCAGUGGAUGCAAAUAUAUUGUCCUGGCUUCAUCUAGAACCUCCAAAUCUUUACAAGUUCUCUUAGAACUAAAAAAAAAAACUUCCACGUCAUCUCUUUUCUGAUAUUGUGGAAAUUUAUUUUGUUCCACUAAGGUAACUUCCCCGCUUCUCUGUGGUACUGGUAACUCUACCCUUCAGGUGCCUCUCUUGCAUUUUAAGAUUGUACAUUCCUUUUUCAUGUUUCUCUUUAUCCUGCUAUAGUGACAUUUCUUUCUCUGUCUGUAUUUUGGCAAACUGAAUCUGCUGUUCUCCUUGAAGCCUGGCUUGUUCUGCUUGAAGCUUGACUUUUCCUUUUCCUUUUUCUGCUUCUGUUUGAAUUUUGGCAAUUUCAAGUUUUGUUUUCCUAAAUACUAAAUCCUGACUAGGACUUCCUCAGAAGCUGCUCCUUCAGACUGAGCUUCUCCUGACUGUCCCCUUUCACUUCCAGAAUUUUAUGAGGGGGUGCCAUUUUCUGACAGGGUUUUUCCCUCAUAGAAAUAUAAAACACUUUAUUCUACUUGCGGUUUUUUUCAUUUCGUAUAAUGACGUUACCACCAAUGGUGGUUUACCCCCUUAACUACGGGCCAAGUUUUGCUUUUUUGAAAAGAAAACCCGGAGACCUAGGGAAGUUAAAACAGGAAAAGGAGUUUAUUUUACAGAACGAAGCUGGUAAGAAGAAAAAAUGAUGUAUCAGGAGAUAGAAUUCUUUCAGGAAACAAUAAAGUAUAAAUAGGGUAAAUUCAGUGGAAGUUAAACUUCUCCUAUCUGCAAUUCAGCUUCCUAAUUUCUCUUUAUGGGAUUCUUCUCUUUCCACAAGAUCGCUCCCCCUCUGACUGAAAUGUCUGUAUACUGUUACAAAGACACUAGUCACCGAUUUUCAGAAUGAAAAACCCUUUUUACCAUUUUUUUACAACUCAGCACCCUGGUGGAAUUCCACUGCACUGCAUCACCAAACUCUUUUUAAUCUUUCUGUCACAACCAUGAAACAGCCAGUUUAACAGCUUUCUAACAUGGUUACUGUGGGGAGGACUGGGAAAGUUGCAGAGAAACUGAUUUAAUUCUUUGUAUAAUUCUUUACAGUGGAAGAUGUUGGUCAGUGUAGGGCUUUUUAUAUUGUCUUUAUUUAUUUAAAAAAAUUCUUGGGUUACUGUGUAAACAAAACAAAACAAAAACCAAACAAAAAAAGACCUGGACGUUUUGCCAAAUUUUAAAAAUCCACCAGGACAAAAAUUUAAAUCCUGAAAAAGAGGGUGUGUCCUGGAAAAAGAGGACAUGAAGCAUCAUUCCAUGUUAGGCAGUCAUAGCUUCCCCCGAAGGAAUCCGAGAAACUAUUGUAUGUUAAGGGUAUUGAGAGUUGUUAGGAGACCCCUUAUUCACCUUAUGGAACUACAGUUUUUUCAGAGUGAUUUAACAAUCAAGCUGUCUUCCCAGGGAACUCUGGGAAUGAUAACACUGUGAGGUCUUUCAAUAACUCUCAGCACCCAUAACAAACUGCAGUUCACAGGGUUAUUUGAGGAAAGACACGAUUGUUAAAGUGGUAUGAUAUUGCUUUAAAAGAAGCCAGAUGUGGCCACAGAGAGAAAUUGAGAACUUUUUUUCCCAUUCAAGCAGGUUUUAAUUAUUUAAUUAUAAUUAUUUAACUAUGCUGUUUUUAAUUAUUUUAAUCACUGUUUUUCACAAUUACUUUUUCAUUAUUGGGGGGGGGGGAGUGGGUUACUGUUGAGUGUUUAUUUCCUAAUUAUUGUUUUUCUUUUUUGUAAGUAGCUCUGGGUAUUACUUAUUGGUGGGAGAGUUGGGCAUAAAUAUAAAUUAUAUAAUCUAGUAACUCAGAACUCAAAGCAAAUACAGACAGUAUAUUUUAUAGCUGUUCAAUUUAACCAUGCCCCUUUCCUUUUCCAGGGUAUUCUCCCCCACGCCAACCACUCGGUACAAGAAAGCCAUAUAUCUGGAAUACACAGAUUCUACCUUCACACAAACAAAACCCAAGCCUGCUUGGAUGGGUAAGCAAAAGGAUCUUUAUUGUAGAGAGAGGGACUGCUUGUUAAACCACUCUGGGAGUCGUAGGAUAAUAGGGGUUUUCUAACAACUCUAAGCAUCCUUAAUAAACUACAGCUCCCAGGAUUCUUUGGGGGAAACCAUGACUUUUUAAACUGAUAUAAUACAUUUUAAAUGUACAGUGCAUAUGGGGCCGGACAGUGCAUAAAUUGGAAUCAAUUAUUAAUUCCCCAAUUUAAAUAAAGCACAUAAAAUGAACAUAUGAGGAAUCUCUUCUACAUUCUCCAGUUGGAGGCAUUGAGUUCAAUGGUGGGUGGAAUUGCCAAAGGCUUUUUCCCCCUGGACACCCACACCCUUUCUGCCCCCAAUUAUUAUUAUUAUUAUUUUACCAAGCACAUUAACGCUGAAUUCAUACAAGUGUUACUUGUAUUAUGGUGGUUUUUGACACAUUCGUUUUCUUGCAAGCUACUUUGUAGAUCAUUUGGUGAAGACAUGGGAUAUUUAUGUUAUAGCUGCAUGUCUUUAUUAAGUAGAUUGCUUGCUAAUUUAGCAUAGAAUGGUUGGCUUAGGUAUCCCCAAAGGGAGCUACUGAUUACAAGACAGGCAGUGAAAUGUAUCUGUGAGUGAGAUUGAGAUCUGUGAGCUGGCUGUAGAGAAUGUGCCCUCUCUUGGAGCUUGUUAUCUGUUCCCUUGUAGGAGUAUCUCUUCCCACUACGUCUGCUCUGCUACCCACAUAUUUGCAAAUACAGAAAUGUCAAAAGUAUUCAGGGCUGUUUCAUUCUAAGCAGUGUAAGUGUAAAUGGGGCACUGCUUCACCAACCGCAGUCUGCGCUUAGCCCGCCUUUUCUGACUUAAACCAGUCCGGGGGGUGGAGGUGGGGUAACACUGCUUAUCAGCUUCAUUUGUUAAUUCCGGUUUUCCCCAUUUGUUCCGAUCUACUGCUAAAAAGAGGGCUUUCAAUGGUAAGCAGCAGGGCAAGGCGAAACUCACUUGGACACUCGUGCCUAGAAAACGCGGGUCCAGCAGAAAACCACUCGAACCUCUGUUUUCCAGGCACUACACAAGUCGAAGUGUGUACGAGCCUUCAGUUGGCUCUGCCCAUCAUUGGCUCUGGCUUCACCUACUGUUUGGGUGCCCUGCCUUCUGUCUCACGAGUUCCAAUGGGCACCAGCAGUGCUGUUUUUCUAGGAAAAGAGGUGCCGGAACUGAGUUCUGGCAAGUUCUGGCUGGAAAAAAGAAAGCAUGACCUGGCUCCAUCUUCAAAGUUGACAGAGGCUGGUUCUUAUUCCUCUGCCAACUCUGCCUCUGGAGUUAUCAGAAAGCAUAGGGUUGCCAUACGCCUGGAAUUUGUCAGACAUAGCUGGAAUAUAGCAGUCAGAAAUAGUGUCCAGACGGAAAUAGCUGACAUGCCUGGGAAAACCUGGAUAUAUGGCAUAUUGGAAGUCUAUAGUUUAGUGAAUUUGUAAAAAAAACAACAACAAAAAAACCUCAACUUUGGGCAAAACUAAACAAAAAAGCUCUACAACAACUUUUUUAUCCGAAUUUUCACUUUUUGAAAUAUGGCAACCCUAAGAAAGCUGUCCAGUCUCACCUCUCUGGGUGUUGUUGGCUGUUACAUUAGCUUUCCUGUCCACUUCCUCCACCACCCAAAUCAUGGAGAUGCCAACACAGGCAUGAACAGACAGGGGUGGUUCAACCUUGUCAGAGAAGUGCUAGACUGCUUACCCAGUCUAAGUAUCAGAACCACUUGCUGCACUUGUUGUGCCUGCCCCUUUUGCUUAUUGCAGGCUUGAAGGGGUGGGGUGGGGGGGCUAUCAUUUUUGGAUCGACAUCUUUACUUGUGCAGCUGUAUAUAGAGCACCUGCUGUGCCUUUGAACAGCAUUUUGCCUAUGUAUCACAUUGAUCUGAGCAUUGAACAUUUUGGUAAAAACUGCAACCUGAGUUCAAAUUCUUAAUCAAGUGGGAUCCAAGAUAUUAAGGUUCCCAUCCUCCUUCUCCCCUACAGGUCUUCUGGGCCCUACCAUCCGAGCAGAAGUUCAUGACAAGGUGGUCGUAACCUUUAAGAAUCUGGCUUCCCGUCCUUUCAGCAUCCACGCCAUAGGGGUGUCCUACUGGAAAGCUUCAGAGGGUGAGUUUGAUACACAAACAGCACCAUGUCCAUUCAUAUUGCACACCCCUUUAACAGAAUUUGGUAUGACCCACACAUCCUAACACCUGAUCCAAGGCUGUCCAAUUAGCUUUGUGGCUGAUGAGGGAUUCAAACCUGUGUUUCUACAGCCAUAUCCAGAUUGGGUUGGUUUUUUUUUUACAGAUGUAUUCUGCAACAUGGCAUUGAUGCAAUGAUUGAUUCAUUAGUGGUGCAUUGAUACUGGACCAUCCAAACAAAAAAAGUGGGUGGAUAACUCCCCACCACCAUCCUGGAACAUUUGUUGUGUAAAAAGCUACAGGAUUUCAGCUGGAAGUUACAGGAGGCUCACCAGCUGAAAACAAAGCAGUGUGACUGUCCCAAAACUUUUGCAGUUGCAAUCAGUGUUGUGGCAGGCACUCCAGUAUUUGAAGAGUGACAGACUCCAGGGGGUUCCAGUACUUAUCCAAGCUUUGUUUUCCUUGGUCAUUAGAGACUGUGGUGUCCCUAGGAUAUCUGGUUAUAUUUAUGCAUCUAUACAACCUGAGCAUAGGAUGGAGGAGCUCACAGCUUAGAUACUCCAACAGAUCUUGCUCUCCCAUUAGGUUUCCAGGUGGAUACCAAAAGCCAUAACUUUGCAUUCAGCACAGAGAGCAAGCCAAGUCUCUCUGUCUUCCAGAGCGGAUGAAAUAAAGACUAGCUCUUGGGCUGUUGUCCUCCUGCCUACAAUAUAACAUGGCCAGGUGAAAGGGGUGACCCUCUCCUAGAAGAGCAUUGCCACCCAGUUGUCUCUGUGGCAUCCCAAACCAAUCCUGUAACAGAAUUGGAAGUAGGUUCGGAUAUAAUUGCCCCAGCACCAUAAUGAGCACAAAUCAUCAUGAAUACACAAUACAAAGUACGUCUGGACAGUCCCUAUGUCAUGUUCAGAUCCAGUGUGCUGACUCCUGUAGUGUGAAAAUUAGACCUCAGUAAAAGGCUGUCAUAAAUAGGGAAGGGGGAUAAAUUCAGUUCAGUUCAUAUGUUAAAGCGAACCCACCUAAUCCAUGCUAUACACGAACUGAAACAAAGAAGCCCUCUGAAAUUCACUCUUCACCAAAUUUUGCAAUGCAGUUUUCCACCCAAGUAAUGCAUAUACCAAAGUGUGCUUUAACAUGUCAGUGAAAUAAAUUUUUUAAAAUGUAUUAUAAUAUGGGAAAUUGCUUUGCAAAAAUAAGUACACUAGGCAAAAUCACAUGCACAUAUGUGUAUAUUGGGGGGGGGCAGAAUCACACUAAAGUGCUGUUGAUUUUAAUGGGGACUUUUUAAAAAUUUCAAACUGAUGGGGGAAUGUAAACUUAAGAUUGGGAAAAUAAGAAACCAAAAUUAAAAGAUUCACCCAUUCCUACCCUUAAAGGAAAGGAUUGGCUCCAGCAACUGUAAUGUUAACUGAAAGGUUGCUUAUGUGUUUUCAGGGGCAGGUUAUGAUGAUGCAAGCAGCAGGCCAGAGAAAGAAGAUGAUGCUGUGGAGCCUGGCCAGACUCAGACUUACGUGUGGGACAUCUUAAAAGAGCAAGGUCCAACCGGGUCUGACCCACAGUGUUUGACUUAUGCCUACUCCUCUCGUGUGGACAGUGUCAAGGACGUCAACUCUGGCUUGAUUGGAGCCCUGCUGGUUUGUCAGCCAGGUAAGACCAGGAGAUGGAAGAGACCUUCCCAUUUGUAUCACUUUUUCUGAAAUACUUGCAAACAUUUCACAGACGUUUAUUCAACACAUUUCUAUAGCACUUAAUUAUUCACAUUUCUAAGUAGCAUACAUAAAAACAACUUACAGAAAAUGGGACAAUCAAACACUAAAUAUGUAUAAUAAACCAAACACUUCCUUAAAAUGCUUGCUGGAACAAAAAUGUCUUAGUCGUGUGCCUAAAGUUCAACCAGGAAAGUGUUUGUCUAAUCUCAGGUGGGAGGGAGUUCCACAGGCUUGGGCCACUACACUGAGUGCAUGGCUUCUAGUAGCUACAAGCUGUGCAUCUGAGCCAUGGAGGACUACACCAGCUGAGACAUAUCUCAGUGAUCAGGUCAGGAUAUAAGGGAUCAGGUGGUCUUUCAGAUAUCUUGGACUCAUGUUGUAAAGGGCCUUAUUAGCCCUUGUCUCUGCAGCCUUUACAACACCCCUAAAACAUAGGCCAAUAUUAUUAUCUAUAUUGUUCAGAAUUAGGUACAGGGCAACGAAGCUGAGAAAUAGUGGUUUGCUUCAUGCCAACCAAUAAGUUUGUGGCUGGGAUGAGAUUAGUACCCAACAUUGUCCAACUCAUUGCUCCAUGUGCUAAACAAAUGUGCUAUCUGGAAGACGGGAAAGAGGGGAAGGAGAAGAAAAUAUCUGAGACAAUGGAGAGAGUUAAAGCAACAUUUCGAGAGUCCUGUUUUGUUCCAUUCUGGAAGCUACUCAUUUCCUAUAACACAAGGAAGGGAAUUAUUUUUAUUGGCCAGCUGUGAGUAGAACAUGGGAACUCUUGGGAGGUGCCAGCAGUGGAAGUUUCAGAAGUGCAAAUGCUUUUCAUGAUAACCAACCUUUGCCAAACCACUUCUAAAGCUAUACUACAAAAGUAUGUUUUUGACCAGUGCAGGCAUUAUGGCUUCAGUACCAUGCCAGUUUAAAAUAAAAUAAAAUAACUCGCACCCCAGUACUUUGCUUAAACUCUAGCCAGUUGAAGGGUUCUGUUGACUAGCAGCCAGCUGCAUUUCUAUUUAGCUGAUUGCAGUCUCUGGGGGCUUGUGAACAGGACUUGUAAACAGGGGCGUUUGUAUGGCAUUAGCAGGGGUGUUUGAGGGGGAGGCUCAGGUAUACAGUGGUGCCCCGCAAGACGAAUGCCUCGCAAGACGGAAAAACCGCUAGACGAAAGGGUUUUCCGUUUUGAAGUUGCUUCGCAGGACGAAUUCCCCUAUGGGCUUGCUUCGCAAGACGAAAAUACCUUGCGAGUCUUGAGUUUUUUUUUUUCGCUUUUCCCCCCCUUUAUCUAAUCUGCUAAGCCUUUAAUAGCCUUUAAUAGCCUUUUAGCAGCUAAUCCCCUAAGCCUUUAAGCCUUUAAUAGCCGCUAAACAGCUGAUAGCGCUAAUAGCGCUAAUCCGUCAAUGGGCUUGCUUCGCAAGACGAAAAAACCGCUAGACGAAGACUCUUGCGGAACGGAUUAAUUUCGUCUUGCGAGGCACCACUGUACAUAGGACCAAGAGACAUGGUCAGAGAGGGAUGUGCUGCAGUGACCUUCCAAUACCUGUGCCAUGCUUUUCUUCCUGCCUGAGAAUAUGCAAAACUACACCUGCAGCAAGUGCCUUGCUGGGAGAGACACUAUAGCAAUUUGAGGCCCACCUAUCCACCUAUCCUUUGAGCUACUGGGAAAGAUGAGGAAUUUAUUGCCAGAGCAGAGUGUACUGUCCUAGAACAGCAGUGGAGGAAGAUUGCAGAUUACAGGAGACAAACCCCUGGAGGAACAUGACACACAGAAGCAGGACUCUCGGGAGCCAUGCUGUGUCAGUGGAGCUGCAAAAUGGAUUGCAUGCCCCCACUUCAGACACCAAUUCUGGGCCAAAGGAACAAGGACAGCAGUUGCAGACCUCAGACCAAAGUGACUUUGGAAGGUGCAAUAUACAGAACAAUCCUUGCCACUCCCAAGAGGAAGUGGUGGUAGGUGACUCCCUACAAAGGAGUCUGCAGCAGUGUGCAGAGGAAACAGGAUGUCCCAGGAAGUGUGCUGUCUUCCAGGUGCAAAGAUUCACAAUAUGACAGAGAAGUUGCCAAGUCUUAUAAAGCCAACUGACCACAAUCACUUCCUUCUGAUUCAUGGGGGUACAAACAAUACUGCCACACACAGCCUUUGAUGUAUAGCAAGGGAUUAUGAGACUCUGGGAAGGAAGCUGACGGGCCUUGGAGCACAGGUGGUUUUCUCAUCACUCCUUCCUGUUGAAGGUUGUGGCCCAGGAAGAGAGAGGAAAAUGCUGGAAGUAAUCGCUGGCAGCACAGGUGUUGUUAGGAAAUGUUUGGCUUCUUGGACCAUGGUCUCUGCUUCCUUGAAGAAGGGCUUCUGGCUAGAGAUAGGUUGCACCUCACAACGGUUGUCAAGAAUGUGUUUGUUAAGAGUCUCGCAAACCUGAUCAGAUCUUUAAACUAAAUCCUGAGGGCAGGGGGACAAAAUACAGGGGAGCACAUAUUAUGAGGGAUAAUAGCUGCAUUGAUGCACAGGAAACUGAGUUGGUGCUCCAGAAUUCUGCUAAAGGGCAGGAAACUACAAGAAGGAAGCAGCUGGAGGGAAUGGCUAAUGAUUUCAGUUGUCUCUGUACUAAUGUGCAGAGUAUGUGAAACAAGCAAGACGAUAAUAUAGGAUGGCAAAUAUGACCCAGUAGGCUUUACUAAUAGCUAGUGGGAUGAGGCUCAUGACUGGAAUAUAGAAAUUAAGGGGUAUAAAGGAAUAGACAAAACAAGAAGGGCGGAGCAGUAAAGGAUGUGUACACAUGUGAAGAAAUCCAUGAGAAGGAAGUACAAGAUGGAUGGGAGUUUCUUAAAGGUGAACCAUUGAAGGCACAAAUGCAGACAAUUCCAACAAGUUAGAAAAGUUAGAGGUAUCUAAAGAAAGCAGUGUGGCUGCGUAAGGAGCUUACAGAUGAACUGAGAUUUAAGAAGGGCAUUUAUAAAAAAAUGGAAGAAAGGGGAAAUCAUGAAGAAAGAGUAUACACGAGUAGAAGGGAAACAGUUGCAGGGGAAAGGUUAGGCAGGUCACAAUUUAGAAGGAUAUUGAAAAUGUGGAAUGUGUGUAGAGGAGGGCAACUGUUAAGUUGUGGGCGAACAUAUCAGACGACACAGCGAUUCUUCCAAAGUAGCUCUUUAUUUGUAAGCUGGAACAGAACUAACUGAGGAGCUCAGUCAGCCUGCUUAUAUAGAGCUCCAGAACAAUGUAACUGUUGCCAUUUUCUAAAACUAUCCAAUCACUGAACGUCACUUUCGAUCCUUCAUUUGCAUACAAACUAUCCAAUCACUGAACGUCACUUUCGAUCCUUCAUUUGCAUAACUAUCUACAGUAUCCCCCUGCUGGCCCAGGGUGAGAACUUCAGUACAUAACACCCCUCCCCACCGAGAUAAGGCGUUAGUUACAAUCGUAAUGGUUUCCUUAUAUACAGCACUACACAUAAUGGUUCAAUUAGGCAGAAAAAGCAUAUUGGUUGCAUUUCACAUACUUAGACCAACAGUGAUACAUGUCCAACAACAUAGUCCUUUAAGUAAGUUGGGUGCUUGGAAACUCUGCCAGACCGCCGGGGACUGGUAGCCAAGUCCGGGGGGCCACCCAAUUCUUGCUGAAGCUGUGGUGCAACCCUAGAUGGCAUUGAAACCAAGUCCUCUGGAUCCGCUGCUGUGGGUGGAGCCUCCGCAAGUGGAGUGGUCUGAGUCUGUGGUAAGUCUGGCAGACCCUCUGAAGUGGCUUGGUUCGGCUCCACGCUGGCAGUUUGCAAGAGAGGUGGAGCCUCACCAUCUGUAAGUGUCUCUUCCGGAGCCACGAGCGCAGUUGGGGGCACCACGGUAGUGUCCAAGUCCCCAACCCUACGCCUAAGCUGGUCUAUGUGCCGGCGCCACAAGCGUCCGUCUUCGAGUGCCACCUGGUACGAGCGAGGUCCAGUGACUCCCACUACUGUGGCUGGCACCCAAGGAAUGUCCCCCACAUAGUUCCAGGCAAAGACCUGGUUUCCUGGAACAAAUGACCGUGGCGCAUUGGCACAGCCUGGGGGUUCGGCCACGGCAAAGUCCGGGUGCAGCCGGUCGAGCGGGAAACUGAGGCGGCGGCCCAUAAGCAGUUCGGCAGGACUCCGCCCUGUGGCCGCAUGAGGGGUGAUGUGGUGCACGAACAAGUAUUCGGCGACCCGCUCGUGCCAGUCUCCCCGGUCCAGGCGCGCCAGUGCCUCUUUUGCCGAGCGCACCAUUCUCUUCGCUUGCCCGUUGCUGGAUGGAUGAAAUGGUGCCGUUAGGGCAUGGCGGAGGCCCAGUCCCAAAAGAUACCACUCAAAAGUGCCUGACGUGAACUGCAGUCCGUUGUCAGAGACAAGGACAUCAGGACACCCAUGCCUCGCAAAGAGGCCUCGCAGCACCCAGAUGACGGCCUCGGUAGUGGUGGAGGGCAUCAGGGCCACCUCCAGCCAUUUGGAAUAGGCGUCCACCACUACCAUAAAGGUCCGGCCGUGAAAGGGGCCAGCCAGAUUGAUGUGCACCCUCGACCAGGGUGUCUUGGGCGUCUCCCAGGUGUGUCCCUUAGCUGCCGGUGGUGCAGGCCUCAAUUCUUGGCACGCUUGACAGGCGGACACCCAGGCAGUGAUGGCAUCGUCCAUGUUAGGCCACCAGACGUAACACCGAGCCAACGCCUUCAUUUUGACGAUUCCCGGGUGGCCAACGUGCAGAGCCUCCAGGACACGUUGACGGAGUCUUUGGGGAAUCACGACGCGGUCUGGAAACCAAGCCUUAUCAGGAAUGGUUAAGGGAGUUUGGUAUGUUCAGCCUGGAAACGAGGAGAGGAGAUAUGAUAGCAAUAUUCAAAUAUCUAAAAACUUUCACAUGAAGAUGGUUUCUCAUACUUCAGAGAGUAGAACCCAAACCAACAGGUUCAAAUUACAAGAAAGGCGAUUCCGACACCAGGAAGAACUUUUUGAGGGUAAGAACUGUUUGAAAGUGAAAUGGACUCUCUCAGAAAGUGGACUCUCCUUCCUUGGAGGUUUUUAAGCAGAGGUUGGAUGGCCAUCUGUCAUGGAUGCUUUAGUUGAGUUCAUGCAUUGCAGGAACUAGAUGACCCUAAGGGUCCCCUCUAACUACAAUUCCAUGAUUCUAUAACUCAAAAGCUGGAUCACCCUUUGUUGAUAUUUUGGUAAAUCAUUAUAAAAGAAUUUUUCAAAAUUAAAGUUUUGGUUUUGGUUUUGCUUGCUAGCGUUACCCACCUCUUCUUCUGCUGAGCUUAUUUUGUGGGUUUCUUGCUGCAAAAGUGAGGCAUGGAGAGGUUUGACAAAGAGCACCCCGGAGAUUAUAUACCGUAUUUUUUGCACCGUAACACUCACUUUUUUCCUCCUUAAAAGUAAGGGGAAAUGUCUGUGCGUGUUAUGGAGGGAAUGCCUACGGGUGGCAUGCCUACGGAUUUUCCUCUAAAAACUACGUGCGUGUUAUGGUCGGGUGCAUGUUAUAGAGCGAAAAAUAUGGUAAUUGUCCCUGUUGUGAUGUAAGUGGUGGCUCUUUAUCUCUGCCCAGCCCUGCUGCAUUACAGGACUGGGUACUGGAGGUUUUCUUUUUCUUUUUUAAUGAUUCCAUUUUCAAAAAUCUUGUAUGCAGGGACCCUGAUGAGUGAAGGAAUUCAAAGCAUAGUGCAAGAAUUUGUGCUACUCUUUGCAGUGUUUGAUGAAGGUAAGAAUGGUGUGGGGAGGAAGGGAAGAAGAGGGUAGAACAUUUGUCUUGCAUGUGGAAGAUUCCAGGUUGAAUCCCUGGCAUCUCCAGGUGGGGCUGGGAGAGACCCCCCUCUCUUUAACCUUGGAGAGCUGCUGCCGCUCAGUGUAAAAAAUACUGACCUAGAAGGACCCUGAGUGAGUGUGAAGCAGCUUCCCAUGUUCCAUCUUUUGAUGUUUUUCCACAUCCCUGCAGGGAGGAAAAACCUUCUGUAGCUAAUAGCAAUGUCCUUUCUCUUGCUAAGGAUGAUGCUAAAACUGGUGGUGACCCUGGACACAGCUUCAGAUAAACGUAUUUCAAGAGCUAUGUUAUGGACUAGGUUGGGUCUGGGCCACAUAAGCUAAUAACACAAUAAAUUGGUGUGUCUUCAGGGUGCCAAAAGGCUCCUUAAGAGUUUCAAGGACUGGCCAAGUGAUUUGCCACUGAGAUGUUAUCUUGCUUCAGCAUGUGAUAGCAAUAAGGUAGAAUAGUCCUAAGGCAAUAGAGUAGACUGCAUCAUUUCAGAUUAUUGGUUGGUGGGUGUUACACUUUUUAUUGCAGCAACACUGUAAAAUAAUUUCAAGUAGAAAAUUAGCCCAGCAGGAAGUUGGCUACCUUUCUUCCUGAUGCAUUACUUUGUUUUUUGAUUGCAAGAAACUUGGUCCUCAGGAGAACCAUGACCAAUAUAAUCUCUUACCUGGUAGACUAGAUUGGUAUAGUCCAGUCUGCCAGAUGAAUAUUUCACCUAUCUAAUUCUGCUGCAUGUGUUAGAUCAGGUCUGAUCCAGAGUGAUAUUGCUUUAGACUAAGGUUGAGGAAAGCUCAGGACAUUGUCAGACUCUAACGCCCCUCAGCCCUAGCCAACAUGGCCAGCAGUCAGGGUUGAUGGGAACUGGAGUCUAGCAACAUAUUGAAGACCAUGGGUUCUACAUCAUUUCCAUGGCCCUUUUAUAAUAUUGAUGAGAAGCUGCACAGGUUGGACUGGAGCAUCUCAAAGCAAUCCCAAGAGUCAGUCAGACUUCGAAGGGCCAGUUACAAAACAGGAAUUAAUUCAAUUACAGCAGGAGAAUGAGUAAAAGAGUAUAGGAAAAAAUAAACUUAAUUUGUUUAUAGUCUCAGGAUUUACCCCCAUUUUUAAGUGAAAAUCCUAUGCCUGUCUCCUCAAAAGUAAGCUUCAUUAGUCAUUGGAACUUACUCCCAGGUCAGUAUGUACAAGACUGCUGACUUAUUUUGCUGGGCUUUAUUCAACUAAGUUUUACUCAGAGUAGACCAACUGAAAUUACUGAACCUAACUUUGUCCUGUUCUUUACUUUCAGUGGGUCUACCAUUCACACUGUGAGUAAAACUUUGUUGAAUACCACCCACAAAACAUUUUAUGACACUCUUCAAUAAACUUCCAGGGUAGAAGUUUACACACACACACACACACACACACACACACACACACACACUCUAAUUAAAAGCCAACAACAGCUAAAUAGAUAAAAAGGAAGAAAGUAGGCAUUUUAAAAAUCCAUAAAAUUCAACAGAACUGAUAAAGCAAGACCUACAGCCAGCUUUCCUGGUAAGCAACCCAAGCAAAUAAAAACGCUCCACCUGAAAAUGACACCAGAGUAGCUGCCAAGUGAGUGAGCCUGUUAGUUUUUAUUGGCAUGAUAUUGAGAUUAUGGGUUAAUAGCUUGGGCAUAGCCCAAAAAGUAUUGAAAUACAUUAAAAACACUCAGUUAACUAAGUUUCUGUCCCCCCACAGCAGACUCCUGCCCCUCAAACAAAAGCCUGCCCCCGUAGUGUCCUCUUUUAGGGGGGGAUUUUACCUGUGAUCUCCCCCAAAAAGCUAAACAACUUUUUGGUCCCCUCCUAACAAAAAUCCUGGCUACACCUAUGGUUAAUAGGAUCCAGAAAAGGGCAGACAAAAUGAUUAAAGGGUUGGAGAAACUCUCCUAUGAGAAAAUGCCUUUGUGGUUUUAGUAUAGCAGGGGAAAGGCAAAAAAGAGGAGGCACAAUAGAGGUAUGUAAAAUAAUGCACAGUGUGGAAAAAGUGGAUUGGGAGAUGUUUGUCUCCGUGUGUUAUAACAUUAGAACUAAUGGACAUCCAACAAAGGACUUAUCCACACUUACCUUUUGCCUCACUCUUUCCCGGCACAGGUCCAUGUUUUAAAACUCCAUGUCCAAGCACUCUCUUUUUUUUGCCAUGUUUGUUGUUCUUUUUUCAAUAAUGACUUGCAAGUUCUUUCACAGCAGCUGCCUCUGCCUAUUCUGUAUAUUUGAAGCAGAAAUUCUUGUGGAUCUUGAGAAGAGUCAUGCAAUCUUCCUCUGUCUUUCAAAUGUCUCCCAUCAGGCAAAAGCUGGUACUCUGAAUCCAACACCUUAGGAAAUGCUUUGUCCCCUGAGCUGCACACUAUCAAUGGAUUCAUGAAUCUCUCCCAGCCUGGUAAGUGCCACCUAUAUCUUUCCCCUCAAGAAAAAAAGAAGUGAAUGAUGGAAUGAUUGACAGAAGGUGAUGGUGGUGAAUGUAAACACCACGAGUGAGGCUGAACAGAAGCACAAUGGAAAAGCAGAGGGAUGUUUUAAAUUUCUAUAUUCUAUAUAGCUUCUAUAUUCUCAGGAGCCAUUUUGUAUGGUGGCUUAGGAGGGGCAUUUUUCAGGGUUGGUCCAAGCUGUUUUGUGGGUUGAAAUAGAACACCAAGCAGCACCCCACUUUGCUAGACAAAUAUUCCCUUUUGCCAACCAAGUCUUACUUUACCAUCCUGGCACCAAUUUCUGCCUUCAGCUAAGGUCAUACCCACACCAGACAUUUAAAGCACUGUUAUACCACUUCAGUGUGAGCUACAGUUUCUUCAUGGCUGUUGAAGUGGUAUAAUUAAUAGUGCUUUAAAUGUCUGGUGUGGAGAUGACCUGGCUAAAGUCUGUGGCUUGAAGCACUCUGUUUCACCAUGCUGUACAGAAGGACUAGCCCUAGUAUUUUUGCCACUGUUAGAAGCUGAUGGAGUUAGAACAGGCAUAGGCAAAGUUGGCUCUCCAGAUGUUUUGGGACUACAACUCCCAUCUCCCUGACCACUGGUCCUCUUAGCUAGGGAUGAGGGGAGUUGUAGUCCCAAAACAUCUGGAGGGCCGAGUUUGCCUAUGCCUGAGUUAGAAUAUAUAAUUCACAGAUCUGUAUGUUGCUGUUCCAUAGCUAUCAGAGCUAUGGGGAGAAACAUGCAUUGCUAUUAAAGGGUUUCUAGGCUGUGGAGUGACUCCAUUAACCCAGGUUAGUCAUUGGUUUCUCCUCCUCGUCUGGAAGGACUACAAAGGGCAAUAACAAUAGCAACUGCUCUUUUGACUCCUGGCUCAAGAUUCUUGGCUGCAACUCCUGGCUCAAGAUUCCUCCCUCUGCUUCUUUGUCCUGACCCCAAGUCCCUGUUUGAUAGCAUCAAAACCAAUGCAUUCUUGAGUGAUCAGGCUUCAUAAACAAAGCUAGUGCUUCCAGCAGUAAGAGAUUCACCAUAGACUCUAACAUGGUAUUUAACAUAAGUAUGUACAGAUGAGAUACAUACAAAAUGAUUUUUUUAAAAAAAUCCAACUUUAAAGCAUGGAACAUUUUUCUUUCUAUAAAGUUGAAGAAAUUUUUUCUUUACCUUACAAGUGAAGUUUGGCUUGGCUGCCAGGGGCAAAAUAAAAUCUUCAGGGCAAGCCUGUGGUAGCACCCAUUGGGAUGUCUUGAGCAUCACUGAACAGUUUCCUCACUUGUAUAUUUUCUAUAUCUCUUGUAGAUUUCAAGGUGUGCCAGAAUAGACUGGUCUACUGGUAUGUCAUUAGUUUGGGCACCAAACCUGAAGUCCACUCCAUUUUCUUUGAGGGCCACACUUUCCUUGUGAGACACCAUCGGCAUACUACUCUGGACCUCUCCCCAGCUACUUUUCUCACUGCCGAGACAAUGCCCACAACCAUCGGCAUAUUUCAGAUGUUCUGCCAGAUCCCAUCACACCAGCAAGGUAACAGCUAUAGGAAAGAGGAGGUGCUAAUGAAGGAUCAGAAAUGGAAAACCAAUGGGUGAACCUCUCCCUCCCCUUUAUUGAAAAAUGGUAUUUGAGUUGAUAUGAGAUGCAUAGUAACAGGCUAGGAUACAGCGAGGUUCCAUUAGCUUCUGCACCCUGCCUUCUCUUGGGGCUCCAGCGUACUGUUAGUUGCUUAAUUUAAAACUGUAUAGGGCAGAAAUGGGAGACCCUGUGGCCCUCCAGAUGCUGAUAGACUACAGAUGCCAUCAGCCUCAUGAAUUUGUGAGUUGCUUAAUUUUAAAUUGUGCAGGGCAGAGUUGAGGAACCUGUGACCCUCAAUAUGUUGGUGAGCUACAACCCUCACCAGCCGCAGCCAGAACAGCCAGUAUCCAAGGAUGAUAGGAGUUGCAGCUCACCAACAUACUAAGGAUCAAAGAUUCCGAGAACAACAGCAUUAUUUGUGCAGGGAAUGUUGUCUGUAGAGGAGGAGUCAGACGUCAACAGAUUUCCCACCUGAAAUGUGAAGGGGUGCAGGCCAGACACAGGUUGACCACCUUAGUGAGCUCUAAGCCCAGGGAAGACAAAGUAGGCACAUAGGAGAUAACACCUAUUUCUGACCUUUACUUCCAGCUGGCAUGGAAAUCUUAGUUACGGUAGAAGUCUGUCCAAACCUACCCAUGAAGAAGAUGAGGGUGGCGGAAGGGGACUACGUGGAUGAAGAGGACUACUUGGAAUACAGUGAGGCCGAUAUGGAAAGCACAGUGAUCCAAAUGGGUGAUUCUCCACCCAGGAUUACAGGCCGUUCCCGUGCCAAGAGGCAGCCUAUGACCUGGAAACAUUAUAUAGCAGCAGAAGAGGUUGUUUGGGACUAUGCUUCAGAUAACUCCACUUAUUUAUCCAGGUAACAGGGUCAGCUGUGUUUCUGUAAGCAUAGGGUUUAAGUUUGUGGCAGGCUGCAGCAGAAUCUGGCACAGUAAUAUUAUCAUUAUCGUUGUUGUUGUUCAGUUUCUAUCGCUCCCUCCCUGCCUCCCUCCUUCCUGAUGGAGCCCAAGGCGGUAAUACUAAAAAUACAUUUUAAAAAGCAUUCUAAAAAUACUUUGAAACAUUCUCAAAACAACUGAUCUUUCAGUCUUGAAAUACCAGGGUAGACAGAUUGUUUUAGAAUUCCACCUGUAGGUCACCAGGGAGGGCAUUCCACAAUCUGGGAGCCACCACUGAGAAGGUUCUGUUCAUAGGUCAGUGCCAACCAGACAGCCCCCAGUGGUGGUGGUGGUGGUGGUAGUAGUUAUUUAAUUUAGGAAUUGCCUUUUACAUAUAUGUCUUAAGGCAAUUUACAGUCAUAUCAUAAAAGCAGCUGUAGUUUUCUAAGCAGUACAAAACAAACACCUAAGACAGGAAAUGUAGUCACAGAGAAGUUGAUGGUUGGAUAGUGGGUCAAGCUAGGCAAGACAAUUUGUGUUCCUGCUCAGCAACUUGCUACUCAGCCUACAUUGACAGGUAUCCCACAAUGAUGACCGCUGACAGUGACACUGCCAAUACUCCAGGACCUCUUCCCUGAAGUCUGUGAUGAGAUGAAUACUUAUCUGGCUAGGUGCAUGUCUCAGGUGCCUGAGAUGUGAUGGCCAAAGCAUGAUAGCCCUCUCCAGAUCUAACAUCAGCUCAUCCCAGAACGUUUCUCCCUUCUCUUCUGCAGUGCUUACGCCAAACAGUUUCUGGAACAUGGUCCCCAGAGGAUUGGCUCCAAGUAUAAGAAAGUCGUGUUUGUGGAGUACGAGGAUGCGAAUUUCAAGAGGCGGAAGGCAUCGAAACCAGACCACAUGGGGAUUCUAGGGCCGGUCCUUAAAGGAGAAACUGGUGAUGAGUUUAUGGUAAGAGAUGAGAAAGGUCAGAGCUACCCCUUUGUGAUCAUCAGUAUACCACCCCACGCUCUUUGUCUCUUUUUCUCUCACCCCCUCUUCUUUCUCAGUCAUUCACCCCCACACACAUCCACACCCUUCUCCUGCCCCCAUACCAUCCUAAGUCCUAACUAUGACUUAGGUGAUUGUCAGUGAGUUGCAGCAAGUCUUAAGCUCACACACUUUCCUUCUGUUUUCCUCCUCCUUUAUCUGUGAGGGGAGUGAAAGUUUUUACUUUUCCUUUAGACCAAACCACAGUUUCAUGUUACAAUUCUGUUAUUCUGUGUAAGAACUAUGUAAGAACUUUUAGAAAUUUAAAAAUGUCUAGGGCAGAAAUGGGAGACCCUGUGGUGUGGUCUAAAGGAAAAGUAAGGUUUGUGUGAGUGACCUUGUGUAAGUAACUUUGGCUAACAAACCACAGUUCCCUGAGUUCACAUGUGAUGUGGAACUGUGGCUUGUUUUCUAAUGCGGAAACAACAGCUUUCACUCUCCUCAUCUUAAUAUGAAGCAAGGAGAUGAGUAGGAAUACACAAGCCUGAGGCUUGCUGCAGCUUCUUCACAAUCACCUAAACCAAGUUUUAAAUGAUCAUCUGAAUGAACUCAUAUGGUCUAGACUCUAAAGCAUUAUUUUAAAACAGUGCUGCUAAAGACAAUUCUAUCCCGAGGAACUAUUUAUAUAUCUAUUCUGUCUUGGGAAACUGUUUGAGGGUUGUAGCUCAGUAUUCUUUUCCCUUCUUGAAUCUUUUGCUAAUUUGUAAAUUGUAACUGCCCUAUUUGUUUUGUAUUUCUACUAAUCAUGUUCUCAACCUGAGAUUGAGGUAGGUAGCAGUGUUGGUCUGACGCAGUCGAAAUAAAUAAAAAACUUUUUUAAAAUUGUCCAGUAGCACCUUAGAGACCAACUAAGUUUGUUCUGGGUAUAAGCUUUCGUGUGCAUGCACACUUCUUCAGAUACACUGAAAGAGAAGUCACCAGACCCUUAUAUACAGUAGGAGGGUGGGGUGCUGUUUUUCUCAGAUCAGGGGCACAGCAAUGGGCACACGCAUGGCCCCACAGUAUGCCAACAUCUUCAUGGCAGAUUUGGAACAAUGCUUCCUAAACUCCUACCCUUUCAAACCUCUCUUGUACCUGCUAUACAUUGACGAUAUUUUUAUUAUUUGGACACAUGGUCAGCAGACCCUGGACACCUUCCACCAGACAUUCAGUGACUUUCACCCCACCAUCAACCUAACAAUGAACCCAUCUAUGCAAGAAAUACAUUUUCUGGACACUACUAUAAAAAUACAGGAUGGGCACAUAGACACGAACGCUUAUACCCAAAACAAAUGUAGUUGGUCUCAACCUGAGAUGUAACCUAGGAUUCUGAGGGAAGAUUCAGGGCUCGUUGACACAACCAUUUCAGCAGUCUGUGGUAGUUUUCACAGAAAUUGGCAGAGGCUGAAUUGAUUUGUGUCAAAGACUUCCAGUGCUAUCUGCCAAGCUCAUCGGUCUGGAUGUAGAGCAAAACAUUUGGGGUGGUUCUUUUCUCCCAGCUUGCCAGUCUUCUAAACAGUGUACAGGCUCUGAUAAAAUAUAUUGUUACACCUGACAUUUGGGCUCCAGCAGGGCUACAAAUCCUGGUUAAAAUGUGAAAACUGUCAUUUCAGAUUAUGUUCAAGAAUCUAGCCAGCCGGCCGUACAACAUUUACCCCCAUGGCAUCACCAGUGUCACUUCCUUUUACCCCAUGAGAAGCAGCAAAAGUAAGACUCGUUCAGCAGAUGGGAGUAGAUUCCUUAGAGUGGGAGGGGUGCAUGCAUAUUGUCUUUUUUCCCUUUUUAAUCAAACUAUUGUGGAAAGUACUGUGCCAUACAGCACCAGGAAAAACCGAAAUAAUUUGCUCUCUAUGAGCAUACACACAUUAAAAUAACCAUGCAUAUAUUUGCAUAUUUGUCAAUUAUUUAUCCUGCUUCAGCUAAUCAUGGAGGUGGGGAGCAAUCUUGAACAAUUCAUGCAAAUUGCUUUUCAGUUGAGAGAUCACCAGGUAUUUCCUCAUCAGCUUUCAAGCCCUACUUUGUAUUCCACUUAAGGAGUAGACAUGUCUUUGAAAAACAAGAUUGACAGGGUGCUCACUUUGGUACAAAAUCCUAACUUUGCUACGUGUGUAGCAUCGUAGAAUAUGCACCACCUUGCUUUUAGAAAUCUGCCUGCCUUCAGUGCUGCUCCUUACCAUUGUCUGCUGUUAGUCAUGCUCUAGUCUUAGCAGGACUUUUCCACUGUAUUUUACCUUCCAAUGCCCCACUUUUUGUUUCCUUUCCUUUUUCCUUUUGCUAGGCUGCCAUGUGGCUUUCUAAAGGCUACUGCUUGCCCUCUUCUGCAAGAGACUGAGGUGUACCAAUCUGGUUUGCGUGUCACGGUAAGCCAAACUGUAGCUUACCAGGACCAUGCAAAUGUGCUGGCGCUCCAGUCCUUUUAGGUCAGUGGACAUGGCAGCUUAGAGUGUCAUCUGAACUUGAGAUUGUGGCUAAGCUGUCUCCUUCUUAAACAUGAACUAUAGCCAAGAACAAAUCUUAACUACAGUGGUACCUUGGGUUACAGACGCUUCAGGUUACAGACUCUGCUAACCCAGAAAUAGUACCUCGGGUUAAGAACUUUGCUUCAGGAUAAGAACAGAAAUCGUGCUGCAGCGGCAUGGCGGCAGUGGGAAGCCCCAUUAUCUAAAGUUGUACCUCAGGUUAAGAAUAGUUUCAGGUUAAAAACAGACCUCCGGAACGAAUUAAGUUCUUGACCUGAGGUACCACUGUAUAGCUCCUGUUUAAAGAAGAGUAGGGAUGUCAGAGGAUUUUAUCAACAGCAAAAAUGGGAGCGGGAAUUGCUAGUGCUUGCUUAUUUGUCCCAUGUCCAGAAUGGAUCAGUAUUCACUUUUCAGUCCGCAAAUAAUACAUCAUUGAUUAUGUUCUCAUUUGCCUUGUACUGGCAAUCCUCCUUUUGCAUGGGGGUUCGGUUCUGGUCCCCCACGCCUGUCAGCGGAGUGUGUUUUGGGGCUACUUCCAGGUUUGGCAUGUAUGUGUGAUCGCCCAUCAUUCAGACACACCUAAACCGGGAAUUGCCUCUAUUUCCUUUGCAUUGAAAUGAACGCAUAAUGAUAACAUAAUUUUUGUGACUUACGCAAUUAAUUACGUGAAUUUUGUAUGUAAUUUUGCCACAACAGACAGCAAAACAAAUAAUGUCGUUUUUGGUGGAAGAUGAACUUCAGUGGAAUAGAAACAGUGCUGUAUGCAUAUAUGAGAGGAAAUUGUUUUUGCAAAGCAUUAGGUAAAAUUGCAGUCAAAAAUGUGUAGGCCAGGAGAAAGUAGUACUAAAACGCUGAUGGAUUUGUGUGAGGACAUUAGGAAAACAAUCCUGCAAAUUGACGUGGAACUGUGGAGAAGACUGAACAAUGAAAAACUGGGAGAAAUUGAAAUUGACAGGUGUAAUGGUAGUAAGCCCCAUUGAAUCACUUCUGAGCUGACCACAGUUAGGAUUGCCCUGUACAUCUUUAGCCAGUUUUUGAUUUUUAAAAGCUGGUGGCAAAUACAGUAACACAAUGGUCUUACGGUUUGUUUCCUCCCAGAUCACGUUAUGAAGCUCUUGCCCAUUCGACCUAACCAGGUGUUCACCUACAGGUGGAAGAUAAUGCCUGAGGAUGGCCCAACCAACUCAGAUCCCCGCUGCCUGACUCACUACUAUUACAGCUCUAUCAAGCCUGCUCGGGAUUUAGCCUCUGGGCUAAUUGGACCAUUGCUGAUCUGCUUCAAAGAGACCAUGGAUCGGAGAGGGAAUCAGGUUGGUCCUUGUAUCUUAGGAGAAAGCUUCACAAAAUAGCAUGAGGUCAACUUCAUGUUAUGUGUAAGUGUGUGUAUUAGAGCCCAAAUGUAUUAGCUAUGAGUAAAGAAGUUGUGUGUGUGUAUUUGUGUGUGUGUGUGUGUGUGUGUGUGUGUGUAACUCUUUCCAUGCUCACUUCUUUCCCCUAAAUUCCCCCCUCCCUUCACCUAUCCUCCCAAGGGAGUUUUAGCCAUGUGCUUGAGAGAGUAAGAGCAUGUGAAACCCAAUAAGGGGGAGCUACAGUGAUCUGGUUUGGAUUCAGUGCAAACAGUGCUUAGCGUGAAUGUGCAAACUUGCAGGUUCCCAGAGCAAAGACUAAGGCUGCAGCAGCACACCUCUUCCAGUCCUGUUAUUGCUAUUUGGGGCUAAGAUAUAUCUUGGCAUGGCUUAGCAUAUUGCCUGAACCUGGAACUCAUGGUUUGCGAGACAAACCACAAGCUGAAACUAAAGUUUGUUCUUGGUUUACUAGUCAUGGUUUUUCCUGGGGGAGGCAAACCACAAGCCUAGGUUCAUAUGUAAUGCUAAACCAAAGCCUGACUUUGGUUAGCAUAGCAGCAGCAGGACUGGGGAGAAUCACUCUGUGGCUGUGAUAUCCCAUCUGGGAAGCUUCACAGUGUUCAUGCAAAGCCACAAUUUGACUUAGCAUUGCAGCUGACGAUGCCAGUGGGGGAAGGAGAUGGUCCUCAUCUACUCAGAGACUUUCAACCAGACACUGCCAAGCCCAAACUGGCUUUGCUUCUGGGAUGUUGCUGCUGCCUUAUGUGUCUAUUAGACCAUGCAAAGGUACUUUACAGGCAGCCAUGGGUGACCAUCCCUCUGAAUUGUAACCAAAAAAAGCAAGAGGUCAGUGAAGACUUUACAAAAUAGCAGAAUAAUGAGUUCUGUAAGAUGAACCCUGGCCAACAACCUGGCCCUUAUGUCAUGGAGUAGCUGCAUAAUUUUCAAAUUAAUAAUGUAAUAAACUAACAUGGAAUGUUACCAGGGCAUGGAUAACUGUGGCAAGGCUCUGCAUGGUUGUCCACUUGUGAGUGGGUGUUUGAACUGGAUGAUCUCCAGAUCUCUUCCCAAUUCAUUUUUUUUUAAUGGCAACCCAGGCCAUGCUUAGCAGUAUCAGCUUACUGUUAGAUAUAGUAGAGGUGACAAGUUGACAUGGGAACCAAACAGUUGGCUGAUUGCUGUAAUUACUGAUACUCCAGCUUAACUCUGAGGUGUUUGCAGAGAAAUGAUUUAAAGGUCUGCAUGGGGAGCAGUUCAGAGUUGGGCACCGAAAGGCACACGUUCUAGCAAGAAAGCUAGAACCGGAUAACAAAGAAGCAAGGUGGAAAGAAUAUUCCCCUCCUGCUAUCUCAUCUCCAUAUCCAAAAAACCUUGAGCAGUGAUGCUUGUUGUCUCUCCUCAACCCUUUCAUCUGUGGUUCUUCCAGAUGAUGUCAGAUGAAGCAAGAUUUGUUCUGUUUUCUGUCUUCGAUGAAAACCUCAGCUGGUACUUGGAGGAGAAUAUCAACCAGUCCUGUUCUGAUGCAGCCAAUGUCAACCCCCAGGAUCCUGAGUUCUAUGCUUCCAACGUUAUGCACAGUAAGUAGCCCCAGAAGUAAAGCUGUGUGGGGCGGGGGAGGAAAGGGGGGGAAGGGUGCAUCCCUAUCCCAGAAAAGCCACACACACACACACACACACACACACACACACACACACGCCUACCUACAUACAAGCUUAAGCAUGCUGUGAGAGAUCUAUUUACAUCACUUAAAUUUCAUUCAGUACAGGCCCUUUCAGAAGUCCUUUUAUUGUGCAUUCAUAAUCAUUUGUGCUCAUGAUACUAUUUGCGGCAGCCUUACACAGUCCCGCUUUCAGUACCUGUCUGUGCCUUUAGAAGUUUUGGGGUGCUCAUACUACUUAAGUUAUAAUCAGUGAAUAUCCUGUAACUUUCUGCAUUACUUUUUAUUCAGCAAAUGUUCUGCGUUGUUCUUUUUGUCCGCUUUUGUGGCACAUGGGCCCCUCCAAACAGCAGUAAUUCAUUGGGGAAGUUUUGCAGAUCUAAUAAAGCAGAAAAAAAAUGACCACUAAUGCACUAUUGUUGUGUUGCAGGGAGGGACUGAGCACUCUUACUCCACCCAUGUGCUUUCCAAAAACUAGCAGCUACUUUUAAAAUAGUCUUUAGGGAUUCCAGGACUCUAUUAUUUUAAUCCUCAUCUGUUUGUUUUUGAAACUCUUUUUUUGGCCUCAGUCCACCCUGUGACCUGGAUGUUCAUGGCAUUUUCCCCAUCUCACUUCUCUUACAGGUAUAAAUGGCUAUGUUUUUGAUAAUCUGCACUUCAAGAUUUGCCAAAACAAAGUUGUGUAUUGGUACAUCCUCAGUGUAGGUUCCCAGACUGAGUUUCUGUCUGUCUUCUUCUCCGGGAAUACUUUUCAGCACAACACAGUCUUUGAAGAGACCCUCACGCUCUUUCCCCUCUCUGGAGAGACUGUCUUCAUGUCCAUGGAGAAACCAGGUGAGUUAGAUGUGCUAUUUAAGGUAAAGGUAAAGGGACGCCUGACAGUUAAGUCCAGUCGCGAACGACUCUGGGGUUGCGGUUCUCAUCUCGCUUUACUGGCUGAGGGAGCCGUUUGUCCGCAGACAGUUUUUCUGGGUCAUGUGGCCAGCAUGACUAAGCCACUUCUGGCGAAACCAGAGCAGCACACUGAAACACUGUUUAUCUUCCGGCUGGAGCGGUACCUAUUUGUCUACUUGCACUUUGACGUGCUUUCAAACUGCUAGGUUGGCAGGAGCUGGGACCGAGCAACGGGAGCUCACCCCGUCGUGGGGAUUCAAACUGCCGACCUUCCGAUCAGCAAGCCCUAGGCUCAGUGGUUUAGACCACAGCGCCACCCGCAUCCCAUGCUACUUAAGACAAUAUGCCAAAUCUGAUCCCUUCCUAAGCACCAGAAGUCAUUUGACAUGAAAAAGUGACUUAGCUUCUCUAACCUUUAACAUUAUUUAAUGUCUGUCCUGCUUUGUUUUCUUUAAAAGAAGAGUUAAAGUGAGGAUGACUAAGCAGGAUGGACUCAUUUAAAGAGGCUUAAGAGUUCCUUCUCUUGAUCUAUUGCAGUCGUAGCUAACGCUGUACCCUCCAGACAUUGUUAGACUACAUCUCACAUCAUUUCCUGACCAGUGCAUUUUUAAAGGGGUACUCAGAGGUACGCACUACUCCUGACCAAUGGCCAUACUGGUUGACAGAGGUAUCCUGUCCUAUUUCACCACCAGUUCUGCUGCCAGAACAUCCUGGCUCUUGCCAAACGUGACAAGAGCUGGGGUAUUCCACAAAGCAUUGUCACUCAGCUUCUCUGCUGAGUGGCCAAGCAACAAUAUAGCAUGCAGGAAUGCCCUGGCUCUAGCCAAAUUUGGAGGGAGCCAGAGCACUGCUCAAAGCAUUGCUGCUCAGCUUCUCCACCCCAGGGAGCAGGGGAGCCAAGCAGUAAUGUGGCAUAUAGGAACACCCCAGUUCUCACCAAACUUGGCAGCAGCUAGGGCAUUCCAUAAAUCAUUGCCACUCAAGCUUCUCCACCUGUGGGCGCUGAAACACCUCCCUCUGGCCACUUCUGCUGGAAGUGAUAAGGUGGGCUGAGCACUGCCUAUUACACUUUUGCCACCUGAGGUGGGCGCUUCACCCUGCCUCAUGGGUGGGCCGGCUCUGUGUGGCUGGAGCUGAUGGAAGUCAGACUCCAUCUGCAGGGCACUGGGUAUGUUACCUAUUCAUUGUCUCACGCAUACAGUAGGAUAGUGGGGUCUGCUCUGUCCCUUCCCAGGCUGCCUCUGUUCUCAGUAAAAGAGGUCUACACAUUGUCUGUUGGGACCUGGUAACCCAGCAGUCAGCCUCCUGGAAUUCAUCAACACAAUUUGAAUUUUGAGAGAGAGUGUUAUUGGUCCUACCCCUUCUGGUUGUUGUACCCCUAACCGAGCAGAAAGAGACAAAGCUCCUGUGCUUUAUUGCCAAUACUGAUCUCAUUUUUUCCUUCAAUCCUUUUACCUGAGAUAGGCACAUGGAUAUUGGGAUGCUUGAACCCAGACUUCAGGAGGCAAGGAAUGAGAGCCACGUUCACUGUUUCCAAAUGCCCCAGUGAAAUGGAAUAUGAUUACUCUUAUGAAUUAAUACCAGAAGGUGAACUAAAUGAAGCCAAUGUCUUGCAACCAAGAGGCUUCCCCAGGAAAAACAGGCCUGUCCAGCCUUGCCUAAAGAAGCAUGGAGAUGCAGAAAAUGAAAUGCAGAAGACCAACCACCAUUUGGCUCCUUGUCGUGAAACCAAUAAGCUUUUUAAAUUAAACAAGAAAAAGAAUCCUACUGACUUGCCGUCGCCUCCUGGGGAGUCCUUAUAUCAAGAUAACAUUUCUUUACCUUCUUCCCAAGAUGACCUUGUUAAGCCCACUGAUGCCUUUCCAGCAGAAGAAGAACCAUCAACUAUACUCAAGCAAAGUUUCCAACAGCAUUCUUUCACAGGAAACCCUUCUCUCUCAUGGAAAGAGUCUCAUCUUAAUAAGAGUGUGUUAGAAACUGCAACCAGUCUGGGUAACGAGACUCUUCCCUUUGGGACAUUCAGCCCACUUGAAGGAGCUGGGAUGGUCCGAGAGAAAUCAGAUAAACAGGAGGCAGUGGAGAUCAUGAAGCCUGAUUCAGCCCCUCCAUCGGAAAAGGUGGAGGCAAUUCCUCAAGACCCUGUUACCAGCAUUCAGUCAAAGGGGUUGCAGGAUGGGAUGGGCCUUGCAGAAAGACUGACCUUGAAUGUGAAAAGACUCUCUCUUAAAACUGACAGUAAUUUAACACAACAAAAUGACGUAUAUCCAGAUUCCAGAUUUUCUGAAAGAGCUUCCCUUGAAGAUGUAAAAACAGUUAACACAGUUGAAGGGCAUAACGCUGUAUCAUUGAUGCCAGAUACAACAUUGAAUGAGAAAGUAGGACUGCAAAUAUCUACUGCAACUAUAGGAAGUCAAGGCCCUUUUACAUCUGUAAGUGAAGACUUCCUUCAUGGCAAAAAUAGUGCACAUACAGCCUCUCAUGACAAAGUACAUGAGACAACAUCUCCAGCAAAGCGUUUUCAGGGUCAUGAGACAGAGAUGGUUGACACAGCUACUAGAGGCCCAGAUAAUUUGAAGGAACAUGCUUCUUUAUUUGCACAGAAUGGUGAGCAAGUGGCUCCAAACAGAUUGACUAACAACCCAAAUAUUCUAGAGAACUCUGACUAUACUAAUGACAUUCUGGAGAGUAAUGAUAGAUUCUCUACACAUCCAUUUCACACUAGUCAAAGACCAGACAGCUCAGCACUCCAAGAAGGUUUCCAAGAAACUAGCCAAAAUAAGGAUUUUGGGGGGAAAGAGAAUAAAGCUUUGCUCAUUGUUGAUGCCACCGCAAACAGAAUCUGGAACCCAAAUUCCCAUGGAUUGCUGGGUAGUUUGUUGCUUCCUAAAACAAGUUUAUCAGAAAAAGAGGAUGUUUUUCAUCAAGGGGAGUCACCUCCAUCACAGCUAGUUGACCUGGGAAAUGACACAAAUUCUAAAGAGUUUGUAAGAAAGGGGGAGAUAAAGCUACAACCAGAACCAGAAAUUCAGAGCCAUGAAAAGUCAUCAGAUGGGAUGAGGUUGCAGCCCUGUCAUCUGGGUCCUCAUGGAUGUGGUGGUCACUUGGAAAAGAGGUCUCUGAAGUCACACCAGGCCACGUUGGAAGAAAGACAUGCUGUACCAGCAAGGGAAAUGAAGAGUUCUGGAAAAGCUGAAGAAAGAGCUCAGGCUUUGCUCAAUGGUAACUUCUUCAAGUUAAACAAUAAGGCCAAGGCUUCUUUAAUAAAGGCACCUUUGGCAGAUGGGGCUACAAGAAACCAACAAGCAACCACACUUGGCAAGACAACUGCUUCAUCUUCUCUGUUCACCUCAGUCCAGUCCAGUCCAGUCCCGCACUCCCUGAACCUUCCUUAUUCCCAACAGACUUGGAGAGGAGCCAGUUUGUCUCACGAAGUAGAGGAUGUAGGGGGUGCAGCUGACACCAUUUCUGGUUAUCCUAGAACUCUUGGGCACAGUAGUAUGGAAGCCAAACCUGGAUUGGCCCCCACCAUCUUUGCAGCAGGACAACUCAAAGGUGCUGGCUCUGUUCUCCAUAAGACCACCAGUCAGACAAAUGAGGCUGGACUUCCUGCAACUCCAGAGGUUCCUGUUAUGACUCACAGUGAUCCAGAAAUAAAAAGGGAGAAGACUGAAAAUUCCGAAAGAUGGGCCUCAGCAGAAAACAAUCUGGACUCUCAAGGUCACCUAGCUGUCAAUCUUCCCUUUCAAGAGCAGCUGUGGGAGGAAGCAGAUAGACAAAAGGAAAUCCAUAGUGAAGGAGGGGACGUUCGUUCCAUAAGUGGCAAUAUUCAAAAAUUUGAAAGGAGGAAAAGAGUAGAAGAAAUUGGAGCCCCAGUGCAUGGAUUCAGCAAAGGUGAGAGUAGGACCUCAGGAGCCAAGGUCCAUAUGGAGGUCUCCAUGGCACCGACCGACCUCAAAGGAUCUAUGGUGACAAACUCCUCAAAGACUCUGAAUCGAGCAUCUGACUAUGAUGAUUACAGCAAUUCUGAGGACAAGCAAGAAUUUGAUAUAUAUGGGGAAGAUGACCAGGAUCCACGUACUUUCAUUGGCAGAGUCCGACAGUACUUCAUUGCUGCAGUGGAGGUGAUGUGGGAUUAUGGGAACCAUACAUCUUCACCAUAUCUAAGAGACAAGUAAGUUCUGCCCAGCUUUUGGGGACUGUGGGGCUAGAAAUUCAUAAGCCGCAAUGCUCUCUAGAGCAGCCAUUUCCCAUGUUGGGUCCCAGGAUUGUGCUGACCUUAGAAUAAGUUCCCAUCAUCCCUAGCCAGUAUGUUCCAGUGGUUGGAGAUGGUGGGAGAUGUAGUCCAAUGACAUCUGGAGUCCCAAGGCUGAGGAAGGCUGAUCUAGACCAGUGAGCUUAUUUGAGAUGCUCCUGAGAUUUUACCUCCAAACAUUUACCUCCAAAGAUCAGAGGUGAUGUGAGGAGGAAGAGGGAAAGGCUUUUGGCUGAUGCUGUAUUGAAACUUUCUGAAAUGGUGAUGUAGUUUCCUCAUAAUCAUCCUUGUGCUGCUUUAAAAGCAUUUAAUUAAAAAAAAGUUGAAUAUUACAUUUGUAUCCCACCCUUCCACCAAGCAGCACAGGGCAGCAUACAUAGCGCCUCCCCAACUUGUUAAUUUUCACAACCGCUUUGUAAGGUCGGUUAAGCUGAGAGAUGGUGAUGACCCAAGAUUGCAUCCUGAGCCUUACAGCGGAUUAAAGACCUGAACUGGGACCUACUGUAUGUAUAAAUAUUGUCUCAGUGUUUCUUAGAGUUGCACAGUGCAUGGGCACAUAUGUGAAAUGGUGACCUGUCUGUUGGAUUUUGGGACAGCAGAAAGUUGCAACCAUGAUAUGUGCCUUAAAAAAAACACAAGAGGAGCUGACUGGUAGUGACUAGAUAAAGGUCUCCUUAAGAAAUAUUAGGUGACAGGGUGGAUAAAUGUUGCAGAACACCCUUUCUCUGCCCUAGAUGGUGCUGGAUUGCAAGGCAGUUACAUAUAGAAAUGCUAGUCUGCAGCCGCUUCCAAAAAAAAGUCUGUACUUGACCACACCAGCCUCUUAUGUUUUCACAGGGAUCUGAAGAACAGCUGGAAGAAGCCAUCCAGGCAGUACAAGAAAGUAGUUUACCGAGAGUACCUGGACAGCUCUUUCACUCAGCCACAGGUCCGUGGAGAAUUGGAAGAACACUUGGGCAUCUUGGGACCAUACAUCCGAGCACAGGUUGAUGAUGUCAUCAUGGUGAGACACUCGAUGUGAAAUACGGGAAGAGCUGAAGGGUGUCAUCUCUCAUACUUAAAGUGGGAUUAUAAAAACAAAAAUAGUCUAUCCCCCCUCUACAUAAUCCAUUUGUUUAGGUCUGUAUUUUACCUUACAGAUCACGUCCAGCUCAUAUCAUUGUAAGAAAAGCCUGAUGUCAGCACUUGGAAUUCUUAGGCCUCAAGGACCCCAGCCACCUAGUAAGGGCCCAGUGCUUGCCACUUAAAUUCCCUACAAUGCCCUUGGCAGAACUUUGCUCUGGGGCUCUGUGAAGAAUUGAAAUGGCAACUAGACCCAGCCACUUGGCACUGAUCAGCAUCCCACUGACAUACUGUCCAACAUUUUCAUUUUAAAAACAGGGAUGCAUGUCUUCCAGGAUGUGCUCCACGUCGAGUCACAUGACACCAUGCCACAAUCUUGCCCUGGAAAAAGUGCUUCUUCCAGGGUGAGAGCGCAGUACCCAAAAUGGUCACCACAAUCUUACUCCAAAAACCAGGAUGUCCCGUUUUUUUUCUGAGGCGCUUGGCAGUUUUGCACUAAUAGAGACAAGGACACAGCCCAGGGCUCCUUCAGACCUUGAGCCAGUUUGAUUGUCCAUAACAGGUUAGUAGCCACACACUUUGUGUUAAGGAGUCAGGGUCAGGUCUACCCAUUAGGCAAAAUGAGGCAGCAGACAAAACUUUGGAUGGCAGAACUGUAUGUGCCACAUGAACUGCCCCGUGCCACUAGGCUAGCCUACUGUCAGGUGCCCAACAGGACACUUUUUCAUCUCCAGUGUCAGCUGCCAGUUCAGUUGGCUUUUGUAUAUGGAAUGGGAGAUGGGGGGAAACACAUCACCUUGUCUUUCAUCCAAAGCAGCAAAAUGUCUUGGGCUGGUCAUGUAUAGGAAGAAGGUCUAUGGAUGCGGUGGGGGGCAGGGCAUCAUUACAGUUACCCGUGUAAGAUUACUUCUUUUUUUAAAAAAAGGUAUUUAAUUACAAUUCUUCUUGGUGAGUGAUUGGGCAGAUUUCUGCCUUUGUGCAUUAAUAUAUCCAUAUGUAAAAGGGCAAGGUACUUUAAAAAAAAGCUGACCAUUUAGGGAGGGGGCCAGUAAUAUGCCCAACAGGCCUAGGCCCCCAGGGUUACCUUGGUAGUUUUGGCUCAGAUCAGCCUUCCUCAACCUGGUGGCCUCCAGGCAUUUUGGGCUACAACUCCCACCAACCCAAGCCAGCACUGGGUGUAUUGUCUUCCAGCUUAAAAGGUGACCCCCAAUAGAGUAAAGAACAGCUUGCGUUGUCUUUGUUCUUUAUCCCCCUUCUCCUCUUUGCGCCUGUUCUUCCCUCCCUUCACCCAGGUGACUUUCAAGAAUCUGGCUUCCCGCCCGUAUUCAUUCCAUUCUAACCUGCUGCCCUAUGAAGGAAAUGGGGAGGAAGUAGAGCAGCCCAUCCAGGACUCUGUGCAGCCUGGCGAGGUCCGAGAUUAUUCCAUCAAGGUGUUGUCACACAUGGCUCCUACAGCCAAUGAGUUUGACUGCAAGGCGUGGGCAUAUUUCUCCAGUAUUAGCCUGGUAAGUGGGUAAUGCGUGCUCUCCUGCUGUUUGUAUCAGGGCAUUUCAUGGGCCAUGACAAAAGGACUGGCCAGACCUAACAGCGGGCACCUUGCAAAGAUUAAAAAGCAAAGUCUCUUCUUGCAAGCUGAUGAAACUUAGUGCAUAUAUUUUAGUUCAUGUGUGCGCACACACACACACACUCUGAUGUGGAAAUGUAGAGAACUAAACUCAAGGCUGGGAAAACCAAAACCAGCAGAUUUCCCCAUUCCUGGUCAGGUCACAGAAUGUUGCUUUUCAAGAUUUCAGGCAGAAGCCCUUCCCAGGCUUACCUGGCUUGAACCUGGAAUGCCAUGUGUGCAAAGCAUGUGCUCUCCCACUGAGCGACACCUUGGGAUUCCCUUUCCAUAACUGCAACUCCUCAUCUGUUUAGUUAAGACAUCUGAGGAAGUUUGCCACAGAUGGCUCUAGGACAUAAUUGUCCUUGUUACUUCCAUCAGCAUCCCCUUUGCUUUCCAUGCUCCCAUUCUAAGUGGCAUGGGCGCAAAGAGAGGACUUUGAAAAUUACAUCUGAUGUGAAAGUGGCCUUGUCCUGCUUAAUAUAUAGUAAGGAUUGCAGCCCAUCUGGGGAAACCAUUAAAUGGAAGGUGCUAUUGUGGCAGAGAAAGGGAAGGGAGCAAAGAAAGGGAAGGAAGAGAAGGGAUGAGAGCUUCAUACACAUCAGCUUUGCAUAGUUAUAACUGGAUCUGACUUUAGUUUUUUCAGUUUUUAUACCAGACUUGUAAGUAGGCCCACAGAAAAGUAGCUAGCUUGCAAUUCUUUCUUUUUUUUACAUCCCCUGUAUACUGGUCACAAAGGAGGGGAAGCUUUAUUCUCCAGGAAUCUGUCUAAUCCUCAUUAAAAGGUGAGGCUUCUUAGCCUCAUAAUCCAGGUUGACAUGGCAUGAACAUGACUCUAAGCUGGGGGUAGCCAACAUGAUGCCAUCCAGCUAUUGCUGGACUCCAGCACCCUAUCAGCCUCAGCCAGCAUAGCCAAUGGUCAGGGAUGAUGGGAAUUGUAGUCCAGCAAUGUCUUGGAGAGCACCAUAUUGGUGAUUUCCAUAUUUGCAGUGCUGCUGGGGUACAGUAACUGAUAUACCUCACUUCCACCUGCCCUCAAUUUUUAAUUCUAGGAGAAAGACCUACACUCUGGUCUUGUUGGACCUCUGAUUAUCUGCCGGCUUGGAGUACUGAGCACAGCAUACAGAAGGCAGCUGGCUGUCCAGGAAUUCUCCUUGCUCUUCACCAUCUUUGAUGAGACCAAGAGCUGGUAUUUUGCUGAGAACCUUGAGAGGAACUGUCUGCAUCCCUGCCACAUCCAGACGGAUGAUCCUGCCUUUAAAGCAAGCAAUUCUUUCUAUGGUAAUAACCUUCUUUCCACCUCUUCAUCUCUUUCCAUGCUCCCAGUAUAAUUGCCACUGGGACAAGGAGAGAUGUUAUGGAAAUCCCUUCCUUCUCCCAAGUAUAAAUCUACUCAAAUCGUUGAUGGAAGCUCUGCUCUGUGUCCCUCUGCUGUGUGAUCUGCAGAAGGUGGCUGUAUAAGAUGGAGCCUUUUCAGAGGGGAACACCUAAUGGCUCUUCCUGACUGUCGCUAUUUUCAAUCACAUGCCAGUAAAUUCAGAUUCAUAGAAUUGUGUUGGCAUCUGUCUGUCUAGGAAGAGAAUGGAAGAGUGCGCCUUUGGUGGACUGAUAUGGACCGAUAUGGGACAGACAUGUUUUCUUGCAGCUGGGGCAGACAAAUAAUAGAACUGUAGAGUUGGAGGGACCCCCAGGGUCAUCUAGCCCAACCCACUGCAACCAUACUAGACACUACUUAGCUUUGCAAAUGUCCUAGCAGCUUUAUUGUUGCACCACUAGGAAGUUGUGCAAUUAAAACUGAUACAGAGCUCUUAGGGCCUGUCCAUACCCCCGCUUAAUGUGAAUUGUGAUUCCCUUGUGCAUCCCUUAAUUCUACCUAUCUGUGUGCUGUUUUCCUUCGUCUGCUGCUGCCCUGCACUUUCUCCUCCCAGAAUCCAGAGAUUCCCUAUGCAAUCAAUGUAACUCUCCUAUUUGGAUUUUCAGAACAUAGGGAAUUAGGCUUUUUAGUGUGGGAUAUAUGGUAUUUGCUGUUUUUGUAUAUACUGCUUUGUUUUGUUUUAUAUGAAAACAAUUGGCUAUAUAAGAAUUGUUACAUAUGAAAACAAAUGUAUAUAUAUCAGAACAAUGGAAAACAACAGCAUAUAUAAGGGUUUUGCUCUUCCUUUUCCCCAUUCUGAUUUUCCUUCUUCUUUACUUCUCUCUGUUCUCCAGCUAUCAAUGGUUAUGUCAGAGACAGUCUACCAGGACUAGUGAUGGGUCAGCACCAGAGGGUGCGGUGGUAUCUGUUGAAUGUGGGUGGUGCCAAAGACAUCCACUCUGUCCACUUCCAUGGGCAAGUCUUUACUAUCCGAACGGCCCAGGAGUACCGCUUAGGAGUCUACAACCUCUAUCCUGGUAAGCCAUGAAAUGGAUGUCUUUAUACAUAACCUUCUUGCCAGCUUAUAUCUGCCUUUGGAAUACUAUGGAAUAUCCUCAGGGGAAAGAGCUCAGCAGCCAGUGCCUCUUUUAUAGCAUAGAGGACACAUAGAGCAGUAGAGAGCCAGUGUGGUGCAGCAGUUAGAAUGUUGGAUUGGAUCUGGGAAACCAGAGUUCAAAUCCCAACUGGACCAUGUAGCUCACUGGAUGAACCUGGCCCAGUCACUGCCUCUCAGCCUGACCUACCCCACAGGUUUGUUGUGAGGAUAGAACUGAGGAGGGGUAGAACAAGGUAUGCCAUCUUGAGCUCCUUGUAGGAAAGGUGGGAUAUAAAUGUAAUAAUGAUAACAAUAAACCAAGUAGAAGCCAUGUGCAGAAUCAUGCUAAAUCAUGCUUAGCUUACAUCAUGCUUAACUUAAACCAGGGCUUAGCAGAACUCAGUUCUUCAAAUUCAUCAUUGUAGAAUUUUAGGGCCAUAUCCAACUUUGCUCUACCCUAAGUUGGCCCGUUGAAAUUAAUGGACCUGGGUUAGUCAUUUCCAUUGACUUCAGUGGUUAUUGCUCUGAGCAACAACUCUAAUAUAGCCCUUAAGAGUUAGAAGGGACAUUGGAGACUAUUUUCUUUCAAAACACACUUAAAGAUAGCCAAGAACUGUGUUGUAACAUUUGGAAAUGUAGGUCAUAUUCCUCAGUUCCUUCACUCCAAGUAACGACUGGGAGAAUUUAGACUCACCCAUUUUUGACAAGUCUCUACUAUAAUGUUAUGUGGGGUGUUUUUUUGGUUGGGGGGACAUCCAGUCUGCAUGAAACCCUGGUUCCCCUUCCAAACUUAGGAUCCUGUAUCUGAGGGUAGAAUGUAUAAGGGGAAAUUUUCCAAGUCAGUUCUUUUGUCAAGGUAAUGGCUUUGGCUGGCUAGUUAAGCACUAUCAUCUGGCAUAACCAAAAGUGUUGCUCUGUGCCAUAGAAUAAACGGAUGGGCCUUUCCCUCACCCUUCUCUUAGCUGCUACAUAGGAAUACAAUAGCCAGAGUUGCGUGUGGGAGAGAGCUGGAAGCAAGCUAGAAAACAUGCUUGCUGCGUGCUAGACUUUGGGGCUGUCAUGGAAUUUUAAUUGGGAUGCAAUAGCUGUUGCAGUAUGAAUGCUUUAGAGCCCCUCCGUCCUAUGCUCAGAUUGCAUAUAUAUAUGUACACACACACACACACACACACACACACACACGUAAAUAAAACCAUAUGUGCUAAAGGCACCACAAUCUCUGCUGAUCUUCAUUCCAAGGAAACUGAACCCUGGGUAAGUACCCUGGAGUCUCUCUCACUACUUGGAGAUUGGGGUGGCAGGUAACAACAGGUAUAAUACCAUCCACUUUACACAUUUGAAUCUGUUGCUGGUUUUUUAACUAGGAGAAUAAACAUAGAUAGACAUAGGCAAUGCUGAAGCCCCAACAGCACCUAUGUAAACUAGGUGGCUGCUCUCUCCAGCUUUCACACAUACUUUGAACGUUCUUUAUCAUAUCCCAGAGAGCGUCCCCCAAAGGCUAACUUGCCCACAACAUGUACUGUAACUGAAGCUGACAGAAUGGACUGUAGCUACAUGGAAGGCUGUGUAGCUCAGUGGUAGAGCAUCUUUUAAAAAAUAAUAAUAAUCAGAAGGUCCCAUGUUGAAUCCCCAGCCUCGCCAGGUACAGCUGGGAAUUCCCUGCGUCUGAAAUUAUGGAGAGUUGCUGCUAGUCAGUGCAGAUAAUACUGACUUUGUAUAAAACAGCUUUCUGUGAUCUUAACUCCAGUUCUACCGGAGUUCUACCACACACGCCCCCCCCUUUAGGAAACAGCAAUUGUGAGUAGUCUGGGGAAAGGAGUGCUACAUCCCUGCUAAAUCCUCUCUUCUGCAGAUUCCUUGUUAACUGUAGAGCUCAAAAUGCUGCAGAUGCUCUUUUUGAACACUGGAGUGUGCAGCAAGGCUGCUUGGCAAAGUGGCAGGAGGAGAAAGGGUGGAGCACUCCCUCUUUCUCUCCCUCCCCCCUUUCUCUACUCAAUAUCUGUUAUAAGAAAAAACUGCUCCUUUUCCCUUAUGGGGUAUCCAAGAGUUGGGGUAUCCAAGGGUUCCCUAUCGGUAGGAGAAAAUAACAGAGGCCAACCAGAGUAUAUUGAGAAGCAAAGUGGCUAGUAAGCCUGAUCUCUAUUGCAAUAGAAAAGUACUGUUGCAACAGGGUCCGCACUCCCCACACACAGGAGGGAGGAGAGAGAACCCUGAACAAUGAUGCACAAACCCUUAUAUAGACUUUUGAAACUGCCCAAUCUGUAGCCCAAGACCACCCCCCUGAAGCAUCAUACAUACAUCACAGAAGGAUGUAUACAGCAGAGGAGGUGAUCUACAACAGAAAUCCUGUUUGCCAAGAUACUUGAUAAUGGUCACUGAUUGCAUUACCUGGACAGCCUGGCCAUUUUUUGUGUGAUGGUUAAUACUUUAGUUCCUGAAUCCAGGUCACAGGCUCACCCUAUUCAUACACAAAUCUUCUUCUUUGGCAAUCACUCGUAGCCGAGUAAGAUUGUCUUCCAUAAACACGGUUUUAUCAAUGAGUCCGUAAGUAACUGUGGAGGCCAAUUCUGGAUCCACAUGUCCUUCCACAGUGGGAACAUUGGUUUCCGGGUGGGAGUUGAUCACGGUGUGGAUUUGCCAAGCGUGCCUUCCUCUUAGCAUGUUUCUCCCUUGCGUCCUGAGUUUGAGUGUUUUCAAAGCCUUUGGUAAAGGCUGUUCCCCAACUGGAGUGCUCACAGGCAAGUGUUUUCCAAUUGUUGGUGCUUAUACUACUUUUUUUAGAUUUGCCUUGAGACAGUCUUUAAACCUCUUUUGUUGACCACCAGCAUUAUGCUUUCCAUUUUUAAGUUCGGAAAAUAGCUAUUCUAUUCCGAACUUAUACACAAAUACACCUUUAAAAACAGGAUUUGUAAGCAAAAAAACAAUGGGAAGGCUUUCCCCAUUUUCCUCCCUUACUGCAGAGGAAUAUUUGAGGUCACUGGGAGAGUCAAAAUGGCUUCAGGAUUGCUCUCCUAUACUAUUUCAGACACAUGGUUUAUAAACUUAUGUAUGUGUUUGCCUUGCACAUCUAUGAACAUUUAUUUUAUAUUUGAGACCUUAGGAUUGUUAUAGCACCUCUUAAAGCUCUUUCUCUUAGACAAAGAACUUGCAUGUGCAUGUAACAUCACUUCAUUCUGAAGGACCGCCCUCUUCCCAAAGAGAGUCUCCAAUGGUCAACCUUAACUCACAUGCAAAACUCUUCUUUCCUUCCUCUAGUGUUCAGCACACAGUAGUGAAUAACCAACUGACCUUCUUUCCCCCUUCUGGUUGCAGGUGCCUUUGAGACAGUGGAAAUGAGCCCAUCCCACCCUGGGAUUUGGCAGGUGGAAUGUAUGGUUGCUGAGCAUGAGCAGGCUGGGAUGAGUGCCUUCUUCCUAGUGUACGACCAGCGUGAGUAGCAAAGCAUGACAUUCUUCUUCCUGGCACUUUGAUUCACUGAUAGGAACAGGCUCAGAUCUCAGUUUCUCUUUGUUAUGUUUCUGAAAAAGACAUAAAAGGAGUGACAAUACAUUUCUAAGAUCCAGAUUUUUACCACUUAGCUCUAGCUGUUGAUCAACCCUCACACAUCUGCAAGUUGGACUGAAAGCUGCUUUCAAUAUAAAGCUCACAUUUGUUCCUUGUGGCAAUCAGGCAAAGAGCAGGUCAGGAUACACUUAAAAGAACAUUUGUAAUGGGUGAAGAAAUGAAAGGGAGAAUGCUCUUCUCUUGCAUUUUACAGCAGGUAAUGGGGAAUUGGCUGUUGCUUAUUGAUGGAGCAUCUGCUUUGCAUGCAGAAUGUCCCAUUUUCAAUCCCUGGUGUCUCUAGGUAGGGCUGGGACAGAACCCCUGGCUGAAACCCUGGAGAGUUGUUGCUAGUCAGUGCAGACAAUUUUGAAUUGGAUAGACCAAUGUCUAAGGUUCAGUGUAUAAGGUAGAGUCCUUAUUGCUUCUAUGGAUGCCAUGACACCCCAAAAACGUAGGCAGGAUUGAGAUCUUUGCAACAUUAGUCCUGCCUUACAAGAGCGAGCCAUCAGGCAUUCCAAAUAUUAAGCUGGAAUUUGAAAUAUAUUUCAUGGUCUGUUGCAUUCCCAGGACAGCUCAAAGCCCAGAAUUUAGAAAACAUUAUUUAUAAGUCUUUAUUAAAAUACCUUUAUAUUUUCUCAAACUUUUCAUUUCAGGGUGCCAAAUUCCUCUGGGCCUAGCUUCUGGCUACAUUGCAGACUCACAGAUCACAGCUUCAGAACACUAUGGUAAGCACUUGAAUCUUGGUUUAUUAAUUGAUGGAACACUUGUUUCUGCUACAGAUUCUUGCCAUCCCAAAUGCCCAUGAGGCAUUUACCAGAACAUUACAGCUCCACAGAGCUCUGUGAGUGUCUCAUAUCUUGAAAUCAGAACCUCCACACCAUGACUCCUGGCUCCAGGUGCUUCCAGGCUCAUCCAGGGAGCUCAUCCAGACAACCUGUUUAUUGUGCAUUCAUUGUGAUUUGCUUGCACAAAUACUAUAUGAUGGCUACUCUUUCACAUGCAAAAUGCCCCAGUUUCAAUUUCCAGACUCUCCAAAUAGGGCUGGGAGAGGCUCCUGCCUGAAACUCUGGGAAGCCAGUCAGGUCUGGUGCAUACCUUAGCUUAGUGUAGAUUGUGAAUCCCUUUUAAUUCCCCCUCCUCCAUGAGGGAUUCUCCUCCAGCUACUGCUGUAUCACACUUUCUCCUGCCUAAAUCCAGAGUUUCCCUAUGCUCUGUAAAUCCAGAUAGGAGUGCUACAUCCAUUGCACAGGGAAUACCCAGAUUUAGGGAGGAGAAAGUGUUGGGUAACAGUAGCUGGAGAAUGUCAUGUGAAGGAGGGGGAAUUAAAGGACUCACAACCCACAUGAAGCUGAGGAAUGGAGAGGCCAGUCAGUGUAAACAAUGGUGAAUAGAUGAAUUAAUGGCCUGACUUGGCAUAAGGUAGCUUCCCAUGUCCCCUGGCCCUCCACUGAGGGUGCUUCCAGACUCUCACUGUUUUCAGGUGGGAGUCAGUCACAUACUACCUGCAAAUUAAGGUUGUGCAACUAUAAUUAUUAUGGGGUCUUGUGUGAGAAACCCGCUUCCACAAUGGAGAUCAGACUUUUUGUGAUGAGGAAAGUGAUAGUAAAACACCCUGGCAAGUAUGGAGGAAAUGCUUGUUCUGAUGCAGUCUCAUCUCACCUCCCUGAAAAUAAAUCAGAAUUAAUGCUUAUUAAAUGGCCAGCAUCUCCCUGCAAAAUAAUAAUAAUAAUAAUAAUAAUAAUAAUAAUAAUAAUACCCCACCCAUCUGGCUGGGCUUCCCCAGCCACUCUGGGAGGCUUCCAAAAAAAUAUUAAAAUACUGUAAUACAUCAAACAUUAAAAGCUUCCCUAAACAGGGCUGCCUUCAUAUGUCUUCUAAAAGUCUGGUAGUUGUUGUUCUCUUUGACAUCUGGUGGGAGGGUGUUCCACAGGGAGGGCGCCACUACCGAGAAGGCCCUCUGCCUGGUUCCCUGUAACUUGGCUUCUUGCAGUGAGGGAACCGCCAGAAGGCCCUUGGUGCUGGACCUCAGUGUCCAGGUAGAAUGAUGGGGGGUGGAGACGCUCCUUCAGGUAUACUGGACCAAGGCCAGGUGAUCGAUAAACAGGUUGACUGGUAGCACCAUGAGUCCUUGAUAUUUUUUAAGCGAUUGGGGGGUCCAGAGUAGCACAGGCAGCAGAGUACUCCUCCAUUGCUGGUCAUUCACUGACAUUUCUGCUGUUCCGACCUGUCUCCAGUAGCACAAGCAGUGGUUCCUCCAAAGAUGGAUGUGGGACCCAGAGGUGUGGAAGAUGUGCGUGGUGGUAGCAGCUCUAGCUACCUCGCCCACUGCUUCCCUACAGAGCUGGGUGACUUCAAACAAAUGUUUAUUUUUUCAAAAGGAGACCAGUGUCAGCCACAGAGAGCCCCUCCUCCUGCUGGCUUUGGCAACUGACCUGCCCAUGCUAGCUUCUGGCACAAGGCCUAGAUGGGCUCAGUCCUCAGAGACAAAACAGAGACAUGCAGACUCCUGUUUACUUAUGCAUCUAUGUGCACUCUUGAAGUGCCAUAUUUUCCAUGUGGAAGUUGCUGUUAUUUGUGUCUUAUGUGUGACUUUAGCUUUCUACUCAUUCUUAUUGGGUCCAUGGAAAUGUUACUUUCAUCUGAGUAUUCAGCAAAUGAGUAGUGUUUCUUUAAAAAAAAAAAAAAGUUUGGGAAAGACACCCAGAGACCAGAGGGAUGGAGGAUGACAUAUCCAGUGGACAAGAUGAAGCUUUUCAGGCACCAUUUGCACUAUACAUUUAAAGCAAUAUUACCCCACUUUAAGCAGUAAAGGCUUCCCCCAAAGAAUCCUGGGAACUUUCUGUGAGGGUAAUAGGGGUCUCCUAACAACUCUCAACACCCUUAACAAGCUGCACUUCCCAAGAUUCUUUGGGGGAAGCCAUGGCUGUUCAAAGUGGUAUGAGAACUGCUUUACUUGUAUAGUUCAGAUGGGCCUCAGUCAUUGGUAGGCAACCUCUGGCCUCCAGGCCUAAUUUGGUUCACAAAACCAUUUCAGCCAAACCAUGCUGAACAAAAAGCUCAACAACUUUGCUGAAGCCUCUUCCGAAGAAGCUGAACAAAUAUUUUGGUGUUUCUCCCCCAAAAAGCUCAGCAACUUUGGUCAAUCCAAUGGGUGGAUCAAUGCCAGUGUUUUUAUAGUGGGUUUAGAUCACAGUGUCUUGGAAGUUGGACAUCCCUGAAGUAUUGCUUCUAGGGCAACUGGAAAAAGCCUGUUAUUGUGAGAGAUACUGUUGCUCCCUUCCCAACAAUGCCCGUUUUCUAAUCUAGUCCUAUUCCUCCUUCCUCCACUUUUUCUGUCCAAGGUCAAUGGGUCCCCAACCUGGCCAGGCUUGACAAAUCUGGUUCAAUCAAUGCCUGGAGUACUGCAGAAAAGAAUGCUUGGAUCCAGGUAGGCUCAGGAAGGGUGUGUGUGGAUCUUGCAGGUGAAUAGCACUAACACCAGUCUCAGAGGGGUGCAGAAUCCUCAAACUAGCCUCUGCCUCAGGCAACGGUGACAGUAAAGGUUUUUAAUUCCAGAGAGGAGCCGUAUUCAGGCUCCUUUCUCAAGCCUUCUACAGAAGUGUUAACACUUGAUUAAGACUACUGCUUAACCCUACUCAGGAGCUAUAGUCUCACAAAUUAGCAGAACAUAUGAGUGGGGGCAAGUGCCAUAACUCCACCACCACCCUAACCAGCCUCCACAAGUUGGAGGGUGAACAUUUGCAAUGAAGAGCCAGCCAUGCUUGCGGAUGCUCCUAGGUGAGAUGGAACUCUGGUUUCCCAGGGUUCUGCAUCACACAGGGAGCCUGCAUGCGUACAGGAGACUCCUUCAUGGUGAUGGUUGCUUACUAACUGGAAGGGGGAUAGUGGUGGUGGUGGCAGCAGCAGCGGGGGGGAGAGUGGACUUAGUGAGCUUAUUUAUCUUCAUGCAUUCUACUCACUCACAGACAGCUCUUCAACAGAGUAAGGUUUUUAUACUUAAAUUUCUGGAGAAUGCGUGAGCAAAGAGACUGGGGCUGCCCUCCGAGCCUUUCCUCUGGCAUUAGCACAUUCAGAGCAAAUGCCUGGAUGUAGCCUUUGCAUGCCAAAGCUUCCAAGAAAACUGAUACCCCAGUUGCUCAGGGUUCCAGAUUGCACAGAGCCUAUAUAGAUGUGAAGCCUCCCUCUCUCCCUUCAGACCUUUUGCUUUGUAUGCUCAGCGUGACUUGCCCCCUGCAUCUGAAACUAUAAGUCUAAAUGCCUGGAGAGGGCAAGUGUAAAGAAGCAGCUCUUCUGCCCUUACCACAAUUGCCUCAGGAGGGAGGCCUACUGUGCCUCCUUCCAUGUUUUUAACCCCUUAUCGUGGCUGGCAGUGGAGGCAGGUACAUUACAGCAAAAAGGGCACUGCCUCUGCCUCAGUCUCAGGGCUGCCUGUGUAGAACUCAGUAGGGAGGAGGAGGAGAAGGACAGAACUAGUAUUAGUUGGUUCUGCCUGUCAUUGGCUUUCUGGGUCCAGCUACUGUGGGGCAACCUGCCUCCUGCCCUUCCAGUCCCAAUGCGCUGGCUAGGAAAGAACAACCAUGGGCUAUGAGCAGUCAUGAGGUAGUGACCAGUGAGCCCUUCAUGUCUCCACAGGAACAAGAGCUGCCUGUGGAUAGGCAGGGUGAAGCAGUUUGCUUUUAGGGUGUGUGUGUGUGUGUGUGUGUGUGUGUGUAGAUAGAUAGAUAGAUUUUUUUUAAUCCCAGAAAUUUCCUGCCCUGUGCCCCUUAAAAGGAGAGGCAGGAGACACACACACACAAAUAUCCAUAUCCAUAUACAUACAUAUACAUUCAUGGCAGCCUUCUCUUCCUGAACAUGGAUCUUUCUUAGCCCUAUCCGAAGAUACCAAGGACAGUGGUGGCUGGUGCUCUCUGGGGCUGGUGGGGAAGAAAGCAGGAAGACCAACAUUAGGCAGUGCUUGAGCCAAUGACAGUAGAGCCAGAUAAUUCUAAUGUUUGCCCUCUUGAGUUUUACAAGGGGCAACACUGAGACUGAGAAGGAAGCAGAUGGGCAGGGCCACCCGCUGGGUAGUCAUAACUAAGAAGGUAGGUGUAGGAGGAGCUGAAAUUGAAAUACUUUAUUGUCACUUGUACAACUUGUAUACAGUGAGAUUACACGAGCACCCCCCACUCAGCUCUCUUAGUCUUCAUUCCCCAAACACACCCACCAAACCCAAAAGUCAGUUGCCCUGUUGUUAUCUUUUCAUUCAGCAGCCUAACAGCCCACAGAUAGAAGCUGUUCUUUACCCUGUUGGUGCGACUAAUCAUGCUUCUAUAUCUUCUGCCUGAGGGCAGGAGAUCAAGAAAGUGCCGGCCAGGGUGUGAAUCAUCCCUGGAAAUUUUCCUCAUUCUCCUGAGGCAAUGUUCUUCUGCUAUUUCAUCCGGCGGAUUCAUGGGACAGCCCAUAAUAUAUUGUGCUGUAUUCACCACCUUCUGUAGACACUUCCUAUCAGAUGAUGUCAAACCAGCGUACCACACCAUGAUGCAGUAUGAAAGGACGCUUUCUAUUGUUGACCGAUAGAAAGAGAUCAUCAAACGUUGAUUGACAUCGUUCUUCCAUAAUACUCUGAGGAAAUGGAGUCUGUUGGGCUUUCUUAACCACCUGGGUUGUAUUUAUUUUCCAAGUAAGGUCUUCACUGAGAUAAACUCCUAGGAAUUUAAAGGAAGAGACUCUCUCCACACAGCCCUCGUUGAUGUACAGCAGGACUAGUUCUCCUCUCUUCGUCCGAAAGUCCAGCACCAUCUCCUUUGUCUUGCUGAUAUUAAGGUGCAAGUUGUUCCCUAGGCACCAUGUAGAUAUUUUUUGCACCUCCUCUCUACACGCUGAUUUGUCUCCACCUGUUAUUAAACCCAUUAUGGUGGUGUCAUCUGCAAACUGAAUAAUUGCAGUAGACGGGUCAGAUGAUACACAAUUGUAUGUGUACAAUGAAUACAGAUAGGGACUUAGCACACAUCCCUGUGGUGUGGCAUUGCUGAUUUUUAAGGAAUUAGAUGUUACAUGUCCAAUCCUCAGUUUGUGUCUGAUCUAUCAGAAAGUCUUUAUUUAACUGAGACUGAAGUUGGUGGUGUAGUGCCUUAUUUGCCCUAAUAGACAAGCCUCCAUUGGUAAAGGAUUGAACCUGGAACUUUCUGAAUGCAAACUUUUGCUCUCUCAAGCUCAGUAUCAUUUGCCCUGAUAAGCAGCCUCUCUCCCUCUCCCUCUGCUAUCUCUGGGCCUCAUAGCUUCCAAAAAUCAAUUGUCUCACUUGGUGUGAAUUCCUGCUUUCUUUUGUCCAGGUAGACCUGCUACGACAACAGAUCAUCCAUGGGAUAAAGACACAAGGAGCCCGGCAGAAGUUCUCCAGCCUCUACAUCUCCCAGUUUGAAAUAUUCUACAGUAGUGAUGGAGAGAAAUGGAAGUGUUAUAAAGGCAAUGCCACCAGCUCCAAGAUGGUGAGUGCCUUUUCUCCCUCAUCUUCCUCUAACCAGAAGGCAGAGAGCAAAGGAAGUGGAAAGGAAGAAGGCACAAAGGAAAGCAAAAUUUCACCUUGAACACCCCCCCCCCGAUAUGCAGACUUUGCCAUUGCACAUACAAUAGCAAACAUGUAUUUUUGCACUUUGGAUUUGAAGUGCAGCAGCAGAGAUUCAGUGUGUAGCUCACAGGUUUGUUGAGUUUUUGGUGUAAGAUACCUAAGGGGUGGUGUUUGUGUUGCUUAGCAACCAGUCAGAGUGGCAUGAACUUUACUGAGGUAUCAUGUGCCCUGAUUUGCUUUAUAGUCCUGAGGGAUUUCUCUCUGCUGUAUGUUUAGGUGAAUGUCCCUCUGUGUUGUACAAGGCCUGAAAUAAGAAAGACAAAACAACUCUGUUUCACCUUUCUCCUCAAAUUACAUGCAGUUUUACUCCAUUUGCUUAGUAAAGUGUUAUCAGGAUUUUUCUCUCUGAACUCCAACAGCCUUAUUUGAGUGCCUUUGCUAACAUUUAAGUCUUUGGAACAAUAGAAGCAGAACUUAUGCUGUAAUCCUUACUUCAAUUACUUGGAAGUAAACUUCAUUGAAUUCAGCAUGUCUUACUUCUGAAUAGACAUAUGCAGGAUUGCACUGUCAGAAACCAUGAAGAGAAACAAUCAGUAAAAAAAAAUACAAGCCCUUUGACCCUUGGAAUCUCCACCCAAUGCAAAACAUAGAAUGGUGUGAAUGUACAUGACCUUCCCAAAUUAUUACUAUAGUUAAGUACAGGUUCUUAUUGAUAAGAGAGGGGACCUGGUAGCCCUUCGGGUGUUAGAUUCCAACUCCCAGCCAGCAUGGCCAAUGGUCAGGGAUGAAGGGAAUUGUAGCCCAGCAACAUCUGAAGGGCUGCACAUUCACUAACCCUGCUCUAGUCUAGUUAAUUGCUUAAUAUUUUAUAAUUAACAGAAGAAUGGGUGAGCUGACUUGCAAAGCUUUGAGUUGAGGGUAAUGAGCUGUAGUGUUGGUUCAAGGAAAAAAUAGGUAUAACAGAAAGGAGAGUUCCUGGAUUCCAAAACCCAAGUUUGGGCUAAGUGCUCUUUGGUGAGAGAAUCCCAGCAGAGAUUUAAAGUCAUAAAAUGUGCAGCAAAGUAAAGUGCAGAAAUUAAAGGCUGCUAGACUUUUAAAAUAUGCCCUUCAAAAGUGAGUUCCAAAAUUGUCCCCUUAAAAAAGUUUCUUUCCAAAGUUUCCCUCUUCCUCAUCGUAGAAAAAGGCCAUAUGUUAAAUGAAGCUGCUUAUCCCACACUAUGUGUGGUGCAAUCUGAUGUUUACUCAGCAGUCAGUCUCAUUGAGGUCAAGUAGACUUACUCCCUAGUAAAAGGAUUUAGAUUUAGGAUUGUCGCCUCAUACAUUCAAGAAAUCACAUGAAGUUGCAGAACUUACUUGUGAGGACUGAUCAUAUGCCAGAAAGCUAUUGAAUAUUAACUUCUUUAUUUUGUUGAUGCAUACUCUCCUUUGGGCAGUUUAAAAAUGUACAAUUUUAGACUGCAAUUUCAUAGUCGCUUUUCAGGGAGUAAGCCCUCUUAAGCUGAGCAGAACUUACUUCUGAGAAGACAUGUAGAGGGUACUGCAGUUGUUGUCAUGCACCCAGGUAUUUUUAACCAUGCUCAGAGCUUCAUAGACUCCACAGGUCACACUUCGUACCAGACAAGUGCAAACAUCAGUGGUAUUAUUAUGAAGGAUUCAGCAUCCUUAGAAUCUCAGCUCUAACUUAAACGCAAAGCAAAACACCUCACCAAGUUUGUAGUCCUUAGGACUGUAGUGAUAGGCUGUGUUUAAAUGUGCAGGGAAUUCCUAGUGAACUCUCUCAGAAACCUGUGACCGGGAGCAGGGCAUCAAUGCUUUUUGCCCCUCUCUACAACUAGCAAAAUUGGAAUAAGUUGGGCCAGACGGGAAAUAUUCAAGUGUACUGAACAGGCAUACUUUUAGCAGGAAAUCAGCUUUUCUUAGCAAAUAAUUUGGAUUAUCUUGGCAUAGAAUUUUAUUUUUUUUAGCACACACCACCUAUGUAAGAUGCCUCAAAACUAGGUAUAGAGAGUAAAAAGGUGAAAUAUAGAAAGCUGCCUUACACUGGGUCAGAGCAUUAGUCCAUUUAGCUCAAUAUUGUCUACACUGACUGGCAGCCACUCUCUUGGGGUCUUUCUCAAACAUAUUUAGCAAUGCCAGAUAUUAAGUUGAGGACCUUUUGUAAGAAAAGCUUGUGCUCUGCUGCUGAACUAUAGCCCUUCCCAUGCUAUUCCAGUUAAAUUAAUAUUUUUAAAGGGUGUGUGCCAUUGACCUCAUGACUUCCUAAAACUUCUCUUUGUUUUUAUAUGGGAAGCUUGCCUUCAGUGCCAGAGUGUGGAUUUCAUGCAGGCUUUGCAUAGUCCCUGAUCACAACUUCCAUUCCCACCUCUGUGUUUUUCUCUCCUUGCCUGCAGAUAUUCUUUGGGAACGUGGAUGCAGCAGGCGUGAGAGACAACAGCUUUAACCCUCCCAUUGUAGCCCGCUAUAUCCGUCUCCACCCGACACACUUCAGCAUCCGCAACACAUUGCGCAUGGAGCUCAUCGGAUGCGACCUGAACAGUAUGGCAGUGAGGCCCUCUCAUCCUUCACAUUCAUAGAAUCCAUAGGAUUGCAGAAGUGGAAGGGACCUUGGAGGUCCUCUAUUUCACACACCCCCUUGCCUAGUGAAGACUCUGCCAUAUAAGAUGCAACUCUAGCGUUCCUGAGAGAUGGCUGUCCAACCUCUGCUUAAAUAUCUCCAGUGAAGGAGAGCUCACCACCUCCUGAGGUGGUCUGUUCCACUGUUGUACAGCUCUUUCCCUUUCUCUUGAUGUUUACCUGAAAUCUGUUUCUCUUCCAUUUCCACCCAUUGGUUUUCCUUCUGUCCUCUGGAGCAUCAGAGAACAGGUCUGCUUCAUCUGUCAUGGCUCCCCUUAAUUAUUUCUUGUCCAGGGUUAACAUGCCCAGCUCUUUCAACCAUUCAUCAUAGGACUCGGUUUCUAACCCAAUAGAAGUGUUGUAAAUCAACAUAAGGUUUCUGACAACCAUGUCAGUGCAUGGCAAAUGGUCAAAGAGCAUUUACAUCUGUCACGGUAUAUGUAAACUUGAAGGUGUGACCAGGGCCACUUCAGGAAUUGAGGGCCUCCCUUGGCAGGGUGGGAAGGAGAGGGCUCUUGAGGGCAAGUGAGGGUCAUGUUGUUUCUCCACUGUUCUCUCCUAGGCUGCUCUAUGCCACUAGGAAUGGAAAGCAAUGCUAUCUCCAAUGAGCAGGUCUCAGCUUCUUCCUACAUCAGCAAUGUGCUUUACACUUGGUCCCCCUUUCUGGCCCGGCUUAACUUGAAUGGGAGAGUCAAUGCUUGGAGACCAAAGGUAAUUUUGUGUAUGGGCAGGAAGGGUCUAAGGCAGAGCUGGUGAACCUGUGGCUCUCCUGGUGUCAUACCAGCUCCAGCCAGCAUGGCCAAUGGUCAGGGAUGAUGGGAGUUGUAGUCCAACAACAAGUUCCUCAUUCCUGCUCUAGAUUGUUACUCAGCAUUGUAUGAUUAGCAGGUGAAUGGGUGAACUGACCGUUGCAAAGCAUUCAGUUGGAGAUGGUAUGAAGCAUUAUGGUGUGAAGCAUUAUCUGUGGUGGACCAUGUGCAGUGCAGUCCUGUUUAAAUCCCACCUCCCGGCUCCUUCCCUUCUCAGCUGUGCUCUGUGCCCUCCUUGAGUGCCUGGAAGGUGUCCCUGAGCAUGUGUGUGUAUAGAAACCAGAGGUGGGAGAAAAAUCUGAUUUUGCUUUCAUUUAAACACUCUGUUAACCAAUACACUUACUGAAACACAGCUAUCCUUCUAAAGUCACAUUUUCCUGAAUUUUGUGAUGCAGUUCUUCAGUCAAACAAUGCAUACAUAAAUGCUUAUUUUAGGGGAAAGUUUGCCUAAAAAUAAGUAUGAUGGCAUAUCAAAAUGUAAUAUAAUAGGGAAAAUUUCUUGCAAAAAUGUGUACAUUAGCCAAAGUGCAUACAAAAGUAUAUAUUAGGAGAAACUGAUUUCUAGGGGACAUUUCGAUUUUAAAAAAAUCAUAAACUGAUGUGGAAACUUGGAGAAGUGAAGACUGGAAAUAUGGAAAUCAAAAUGGGCAUAUUUGCCCAUCUCUCAGGGUGUAUACAUAUGGGAGAAGCUGUGACCACAAGCUGUGAAGGGCUUUUAAAAAAAAAUGUUCCCCAUGCUAUUUAACAUUUAUAUGAAGCUGCUAGGAGCUGUCAUCAGAAGAUUUGGAGUGAGGUGUCACCAAUAUGUAGAUAACACCCAGCUUUGCCUCUCUUUUCGAUCUGAAUCAGGAGAAUCAUAGAAUCAUAGAGUUGGAAGGAAUCCUGAGUGUCAUCUUGUCCAACUCCCUGCAAUGCAGGAAUCUCAACUAAAGCAUCCAUGACAGGUAGCCAUCUGCUUAAAAACCUCUGCUUAAAAACCUCUAAUGAAGGAAUGUCCACUGCCUCCCAAAAGAGUCUGGAGGUGGUUGAGGUAUUUAGACUAGUACAUGGAGGCAAUAAUGGACUCCAUGUGGGCCAGUAAAUUGAAGCUGAACCCUGAAAAGAAAGAGGUAUUGUGAGUCUAGAAGGCAGGGAGAUGUCCUACCUUGGACAGGGCAGCACUCACCUGGAAGGAGCAGGUCUGUAGCUUGGGGGUGCUCCUGGAUUCAACACUGUCACUGGAGGCUCAAGUGACUAGGAAUGUCUUUUUCCAGCUCUGGCUGGUUUGCCAGCUAUAACACCUUUUGGACAGAAACAAAUUUGCUAUGGUAUUCCAUGCUCUGGUUACUUCCCAAUUGGAUUACUGCAUCCUAUGUGGGUCUUUCCCUCGAAGAUAGCAUCCAAAAUGCAGUGGCCAGAUUACCGACUGCAGUUUCCUAUAGAACUCAUAUGACUCCUGUUUUAAAAUAACUGAACGGGUUGCUGGUUAAUUUUUGGGUCCAAUUUUAGGUGCUUACACUCAUGUUUAAAUAACUUAGGUGACCAAUACUGAAAGACUGCCUCCUUCUCUACAGAUCCUCUUUAGUUUUAAACUCAGCAGAGGGGGCCCUCUAGUUAGCUCCACCACCCUCAAAAGGUUCAUGGGCUCAUGGCCUGGGGGUGGGCCUUCUCUGUGGCAGCUCCCUAAGUUGUUGAAUUUCUUCCCCACAAAGAUGUGUUGUACUUACAUUGUACAGUAUUUUGUAUGCUUGAAGACGCACCACUUUGACACAGGCCUUUGACCCUGCUAUCUUUCGUUGGGCAAUGCGCUGAAGAGCGCUGAAGUUAAAAUGGGAAAAACCAGAGAGGUUUAAAGAAGUGUCCCAGGGCAGCCAUAACCACAGGCACUUGAAGGCCUCACUGUCUUUUCCGCAGGUUGACAGCUCAGCAGAGUGGCUUCAGGUGAACUUUCGUAAGACCAUGCGGGUGACUGGGUUGAUGACUCAAGGUGCAAAGUCUGCCUUCACCAAAAUGUUUGUGAAGGAAUUUUCUCUUUCGAGCAGCCUGGAUGGCAAGCACUGGGCCUCUGUCCUACAAGGUGGGAAAGAGAAGGUAAAUAAGGCCUACACUUCUGGGGUGUCACUGGUGCCCCUUUAUUCCAGCCAGUGACGGCUUCCUUGUUUUUCUCACUUGAAUGUUAUAUGUCUUCCAGGUGGGUAGGUGGCAGGGAGGCAAUUUUAUUUCCUUGUUUAACUCAAAACUAUAUGGCACACUAAACAUGCUUUUAAAAAAAAAAAAAAAGCAUUGUGGAAAAUUAAGAUGGCUGUCUCUCUAGUGUAAGCCAACAAUAUAUCGGAGGCGUUGUGGGUCAUCCAAAGUUUUUUAGAAGGAGAAGCCUGGGCAGGUGUCAUUAAUGGGUGGGUGGUGCUGUGGUCUAAACCACUGAGCCUCUUGGGCUUGCCGAUCGGAAGGUCGGCGGUUUGAAUCUCUGCAACAGGGUGAGCCAAUGCAAGUAGAUAGGUACCGCUGCGGUGGAAAGGUAAACAGUGUUUCCAUGCGCUCUGGUUUCCGUCACGGUGUUCCGUUGCGCCAGAAGCGGUUUAGUCAUGCUGGCCACAUGACCCGGAAAGCUGUCUGUGGACAAAUGCCAGCUCCCUCAGCCUGAAAAGUGAGAUGAGCACCGCAACCCCAUAGUCGCCUUUGACUGGACUUAGAAUCAUAGAAUCAUAAAAUCAUAGAGUUGGAAGAGACCACAAGGGCCAUCGAGUCCAACCCCCUGCCAAGCAGGAAACACCAUCAGAGCACUCCUGACAUAUGGUUGUCAAGCCUCUGCUUAAAGACCUCCAAAGAAGGAGACUCCACCACACUCCUUGGCAGCAAAUUCCACUGUCGAACAGCUCUUACUGUCAGGAAGUUCUUCCUAAUGUUUAGGUGGAAUCUUCUUUCUUGUAGUUUGGAUCCAUUGCUCCGUGUCCGCUUCUCUGGAGCAGCAGAAAACAACCUUUCUCCCUCUGACAUCCUUUUAUAUAUUUGAACAUGGCUAUCAUAUCACCCCUUAACCUCCUCUUCUCCAGGCUAAACAUACCCAGCUUCCUCAUAAGGCAUCGUUUCCAGGCCUUUGACCAUUUUGGUUGCCCUCCUCUGGACAUGUUCCAGUUUGUCAGUGUCCUUCUUGAACUGUGGUGCCCAGAACUGGACACAGUACUCCAGGUGAGGUCUGACCAGAGCAGAAUACAGUGGCACUAUUACUUCCCUUGAUCUAGAUGCUAUACUCCUAUUGAUGCAGCCCAGAAUUGCAUUGGCUUUUUAGCUGCCGCGUCACACUGUUGGCUCAUGUCAAGUUUGUGGUCAACCAAGACUCCUAGAUCCUUUUCGCAUGUACUGCUCUCAAGCCAGGUUUCACCCAUCUUGUAUUUGUGCCUCUCAUUUUUUUUGCCCAAGUGCAAUACUUUACAUUUCUCCCUGUUAAAAUUCAUCUUGUUUGUUUUGGCCCAGUUCUCUAAUCUGUCAAGGUCGUUUUGAAGUGUGAUCCUGUCCUCUGGGGUGUUAGCCACCCCUCCCAGUUUGGUGUCAUCUGCAAAUUUGAUCAGGAUGGACUUAACCAUCCAGGGUCCUUUACCUUUCCCUAAUGGGUGCCACAAGGGGCCAAGGCCGCUAUGUGCCAAUAAUGGCCUGACCCAGCCCCUGUAAACUUACUGUCUUUUUUAAGCAGCUUUAGAGGUUGAAGGAAGAAUUAAUUAUCCCACCCACCUUCUUUUCAGAUUUUCCAGGGAAAUCAAGAUCAUUUCAGCCCAGUGGUGAACCUCCUAGACCCUCCGCUAUUUGCUCAAUAUUUGAGGAUACACCCUGUCCGCUGGAAUAACCACAUUGCACUGAGGAUGGAGUUUUUGGGCUGCGACACCCAGCAGAUGGCCUAG